Molecule: messenger RNA, 70516 nt
Organism: Podarcis lilfordi (Lilford's wall lizard)
Lineage: Eukaryota; Metazoa; Chordata; Lepidosauria; Squamata; Lacertidae
Source: the annotation of a GenBank genome assembly
CUCACUCGCCCGGCUGCCUGGAGCGCGGUGGUGCCUCUGGAGCGCGCGGUUUUGUGGCUGUUUUUUUCCCGCCCCUCGCGAGGGAAGGAGGCGCCUCGUUGGAACUAAAAGCCUUUUCGUCCCGCCGCCUCUCCUCUCUCGUCGCCGCUGCCUGAGGGGAGAAAAGGCGAGGAGGAGGAGGAGGAGGAGAGGGGCUUUGCCAGGAUGGCGACGGUGGUGCUGGAAGCGGAGACGGAGCCGUCUUGUAGCCUCCCCAACGCGGUGCCCCCCUCGCCCAGCCUGUCGCACCGCUUUCUCGACAGCAAAUUCUACCUCCUGGUCGUUAUAGGCGAGCUGGUCACCGAGGAGCAUCUGAGGAGAGCCAUAGGCAAUAUCGAGCGAGGUAAGGCGGCGCCGCCAGGCAGCCCUCCUCCUUCCCUCCCUCCCUCCCUCUCCCUCAGGAGCCAGGCGAAGAGAUACUUCAGCUGCCGCCCUCCGUCUCUCCAGGGGCGGCCAGUCGGGUGGGGUGGGGAGGGAAAGGGUUGGAGAGGCGACCUACAGGUUGCGUGGCGCGAAAAGUCCCGGCUCCCGCAGCGAGAGGGGGUUUCUGCGCCAUCGCAGCCCCGGACUGUGCAGCUAACCUUGGCGCAGCCGCCUCCCCGUCGGAGCUGCUGCUCAUUGUGGUCUGAGGUUGAAAUCGGUGCGCGGUUUCACGGGGCUGACUUCAUGGUCCAGACAGAGAGAAGGUCGAGAAAGGGAAAAUUGAUGCAACCACUCCCUCUCCUCUCCCCCACCCCUGUGUGUGUGGGGGGGGGAGGGGGCGAGGAGGAUCCUCCGUCUAGAACUGCGGCUCUAGAGUUGGCAGCGAUCUCCAUCAGCCUCGGUUUCCUACCCAGCCUCUUCUGACUCCGUUUCAGACUCUUCUUGGAGUUGCAUUGCGCAUGGAUUGAAAGAAGCUGCAGCUGGAAUCGCGGAAGGGUGUGUUUUCUCCACUGGCUGGCUGCAGUUCUUGGGUGGAGGUGGCGCGCGGGGGGGGGGGUGGCGAGAUGGAAGAAAUGGCUCCCUUAUAAUUAAUGGCUUUGUUUUUAACCAUAGCUGACUUUGACAGCAAACCAACAAAACAACAACCCUAAAAUACAGUCAGAGAAAAGUUGAUUUCCCCACCACCACCACCACCGCCUUCUCUGUCGUGGUUGGGGAAGCUUGUACAACAUAUGCACUCAUCAAACAAGAGUCUCUAAAUCGGCUCCUGUCUUGCAAAGCAUGUAAGAAGGAGGCAUUGCAGGAAUCCAGUGGGGAUUUCUUUCUUGGGCAGGUGGGUGGGUGUCCAAGGUUGUGUGAAUCCCUCUCUGUCUCACUUGAUAGCGGUGCCUUGAGAUGCUCAUGACUCUUGAGAAUCCUGCAGCAGCAACAGAGUGGGGGGGGGGACAGGCUCUUUGCUCCCCCCCGCCCCCAAGAUCUGCAAUUCUGGCUUUUUGCAUUUAGCUGCGCCAAUUGGCACAAGAAGGUGGGAAGGGGAUAUCACCCCUCCUCCCAUCCUCUAAAAGCAGUUGAUCUGGAGUUUGCGCCACUUUUUCCUUCUGUGAGUCAUUCCGCCUUCUCGCUCCCAGCAUUGUCAUUAGACACCCUCCCCAACUAGCUGGGCAGAGCAGAGGUCGUUCAGGUCUUUUGCAGAGCCAGCAACAGUCCCUCCUUUGCUUUCUCUUUCUCGCCUCUUGGUGCUGCUGCUGGGGAGUCUGCCCAGAGAUACCGGCUUGUGGGCGUGGUGCAGUCCGCAGUGCGGUCCCUAUGGCAGCCCAUAGCGGACAAAGGGCGUUUACACAGUCAAGGAGAAAAAGAAAAAUGCAUUAAAUAAGCAUCGGAAAGUAGACAGGCUUUGCUGCCUGCAAAUUGAAGCAAAAAAGAUUUGGAGAUCUCUUGUGCUGCAAAAGGUGCAGCUCCUGACAAGAGAUGCUGCUGCAUCUUCCUUUGUUUCUAACUUUAAGCCAUAAGUAUUCUGGGGUUUGUUUCAGGAACCUUAGAACAAAACUCAGACUUCAGAAAGAUUUUUCCCCAAGAAAAACAACAGUAACAAUAAAGUACAGAAGCUCUGGUUAUAAAAUAUUGAGCACUUUUCCUGUUAAAUCUUGUCAUUGCCCAGCUAUAGAACUGUAUUGUUAACUUUUAUUUUAUAAAAGUCACAUUGGAAUACUGGCCGAAACAAGUGGAUUUCUUAUAGAUGAUCUUAAAUAUAAUGCUCUGCAUUCUGGGGGAUGCAGUUGUGCACUGCAAAUGGGAUAAAUGAUACACAAGUGUUAAAAGGCAGUAUUCAUAGGUUUCAUACAAGUCCUUAGUAAUAUUAAGUUUUUGAGCAAAUGCAUUUCUUUUUUUAGUGGGUUUUGUCUUUAUCUGGGAAAGAACAAGGGAUUUCAGGAGUCUGCCAUUUUCGAAGAACCCUUAGGCAGUGCCUUGAUUACAUUCUUGCUAUAUAGGUGUGGUUCAGCAGAUGGAGGGGCUCCAGUUGGUUCCUAUUGUUGCUUCACUCCCUACAAGUGGUUCGAAUCCAUAAUUUCUUUGUGCAUCUUUUCUCAAAUCCACAUUGUAGUGAAGACGGGACUGCCUGCAUUGGUGGCUAUUUUUAUAAAUUGACCUGUUUUAUCUGACACUUGCACAGAAUGAAAGUCUUUGUUUUAGACUGCUCUGGUUAUUUUCUUUUUAGCUUUAUCUGAAGUUUUAGCUUAAGCCUGAACUAGCUGUUACUUACUUAAAGUUAUUAAUAAUUGAUAUAGUAAAUGGAUGUGUGUUGUGCUCUCAAGGCAUCUGAUGCCAACUUGCUCACAUCCCCCCAGAAGAAAUAAGUUCUGUUCCUGCACCAUUCCCCCCCCCCCCCAUUUGCUUUAUUGUUUGGUUGUAGCUCCUUAGAAACAAUGCCUACUUUUAAAAAGGUGGAUUAUAAAUUGAGAGCAAUACAUGCUAUUUUUAGAAAUCCAGGGUCUCUCUUAUUAAUGAUUUUAUGCUGAACCUGGUUUGGGGAAGAAUGCAGAUUUUUCUUUUUCUGUGGAUCAUGAUUAUAUAGUUAAUGAGUGGACAUAUUAAGUUCUCACUUGAAGUCUGCAUUCCCAACAAGGGCAUCAGUAUUUCAGAUAACUUACCUGUGCUCUCAGUUUUGUGCCUUGGGCUCCACCCUUGAAGAUGCUGGAUUAAUGAGACUCACUGCAGAGAAAUCUGAGAAGACUUCAUGUACUGAUGACUUAUUAAAGGUUGAUCCUGAAUGAUCUGGAGGAUGAAGAUUUGGUUUUUGUUCUAAAUAUUGUCAAGAGGGACUUGGUACAGCAUCAUUUAAUAAUCUCCAUAAGCUAUUUGUUUUAAUUCACUGGCUACCCUUUUUCAAUACUUAAAAGACGGACUCUAGGAUCUGUAAGAAACUCAAGAUUUGUGGGUGUGCCCUGGUUGCUAAUGGAGGGGGGGUCUGCUGUAAGGCCUUCUACUCUUCUCACAGAAGAAAAUAACUUGAUCUCAAUUGGAAUUCCAUUGGUCACUCACAUUAAUAACAGCAGACUAUCUAUAUAUAUUUUUCCAGAUUUCCCCUGUAUUAGUGAAUUUUGUGUUGUGUUUCUGUCAUGUUUCUGUCAGAACUGCUGAAUCAUUGAGGAUGACUGGCAAUGGAUUGUUGAUAAGUUACUACGUUUUAUUUUCAAGACAUAGUCCUGGCUUUGAUCCACACAAUUCCCAGUUUGCUUCAACGAUACUGCAUGAUAUACAAAUGAUAUAUGGCUGGAGUUUAUUUUUAAACAGCAGAAGGCAAAUCACUCAGUUUGGCUACCUAAUGCUUUGUGCUGUGAUGGCCCAUCUUCAAGUGGUCUGAUCAUGAAUGAUCAUUGCAAGUAUGACCCCCACAAGAAUAUAUAUAUAUAUAUAUAUAUAUAUAUAUAUAUAUAUAUAUAUAUAUAUACCUCAAUUCAAUCUUAACCACAUGACAAAUGAUACUGAAUGUUGCUCACAAUGAAAUGCUUGUGAUAUCUGGAGACCAUGAAAUAUGAACACUGUAUUAUUAUGUUGCAUUAAACAAAUUCUGAAUAUACUCUAUGGAAGAGCAGUAAAAAUCUGCAAGGAAAUGAAGGUCAGAUUCAAAACAGAAAUCAUAUCUGUAUUUCUACACUAAGCAACUGGGUCAAAACAUCCUCUCUUUGAUGUUUCCCUGUACUGGAUUGAACAAAGAACUGUCACAAAGUAAUACUAUUUCUUUUUGUUACUUUUGAAUCUCUGGCUGUAUACAAUGACACUGAGAAUAAAUGUCAUUGAAAACUAUCUGCUUGGUGAAGUUUUUCAUCCUCUUGUUGACUUUGAGGGGGGCUAUAUGCAUAACUGUGUAGGAUUGCAGCUUUAUUCGAACCUUCAAGUGUAAGGCACAGUUUAAAAGGUAAAGGUAAAGGUAUCCCUGACCAUAAGGUCCAGUCACGGACGAUUCUGGGGUUGCGUGCUCAUCUCGCUUUACUGGCCGAGGGAGCCGGCGUACAGCUUCCAGGUCAUGUGGCCAGCAUGACUAAGCCGCUUCUGGCGAACCAGAGCAGCGCACGGAAACGCUGUUUACCUUCCCGCUGGAGCGGUACCUAUUUAUCUACUUGCACUUUGACGUGCUUUUGAACUGCUAGGUUGGUAGGAGCAGGGACCGAGCAACAGGAGCUCACCCCAUCGUGGGGAUUCGAACCGCCAACCUUCUGAUCGGCAAGCCCUAGGUUCUGUGGUUUAGAUCACAGCGCCACCCGCGUCCCCUAAGGCAUGGUUUACACAUGGCAUAUUCAUCAGCCACUAAGUAUGGAAGAAAUAGGUGAUAUGCAUGUGUGAUACAGGUCACAGAUCAGUAAGCUCAGGAUUCUUGGUCUCUGGGAUGGAGAGUAUGAUUAUUGCUUUCAGUGCAAGAAAUCCUAGGCUCUGUUCCUGGACAUAUCCUGGGCACCACACCUUUCAGGGAUUUUUUCUUUCUUUAGGGGAAGGAUUGUAGUUUGGUGGUACAGCAGAUGUUUUGUGAACAAAUGUCGUAUGUCUAAUCUGUAGCAUCUCUAGUUGAAAUUGGAUAAGCAAGCACGCAGACAGUUCUGGGUUAGAAGGACAAAUAGUUUGACCUAGUAUUAUCUAUAUUCCUAUUGCAGGCUCAAUCUUCCUUUCUCCUUAUACUUUUCAGUGGAGACAGUUUUGUAUUUGGUUGAGGAAGAUGUUAUGAGUCAGUUCAAAGUGUGAAUCUGCCUAUUCCCCCUUUCUGGACUCUGACACUAGUGGUCAUUACUGAAUCUUGGAAGUUUCCACAAAGAACAGGGAUGAAGGUCCAUUCUAAUUUAAAUGAUGUAGGCUUUUCAGCAAAAAUUGAAUUUAGAAACUCCAGUGCCCUAAAUGGUUGGGAACAUGAUUUAGCUUACAUGACUGACACAUUUAGUAAACAUAUCCAACAAAAAUACAGCAGAUUAAUUUUUCAUCCUAUAUAAAUCUCAUAAGUUUUUGCAACAGCCAGAUAGUGACUCAUCAGGGAUUAUCAGCAAAUUUCAUUAAGUAUUUCUUUCCAUCUAAAACACAUCUGUAAGUAUUUCAGUAUGCCUCAAAGUUUGUUUAACCAUUGUAUGUAACACUUAUGGAGAGUUCGAGAGCAUAUAUAUGCACUUAAAAUAUAUAUGCAUUUAUAUCUAGCAUUUUUAAUCUAUCUGACAAGCUGAUUGUUUUAAAACUAGAUAAGGACUGUGUGAAAAUUGUCUAAGACAUCCCCUCCUUUCUUUGCCAAGAUCAUUUGCAACAGAAGGAUCAAGCAACUGUGAAUGUCAUUGGUGGUACAGAAUCACCAUUGGAGUGACUAUAUUACUGCACAUAAAAUAACCGCUACUCCCAAAAAACGGUAUUAAGAAGAAAACUAGACUUUCUUUUUUCCCCUAGUGAGAUUUUGUUGCUAUUGCAAGCAUUUUGAAUUUAAAUGCUAGAAUUUAAAACUGCUCUCACAUAACUUUUAAAAGCUUUAUAUGAUUAGCUAGGUCCCUUGAAAUGAUGUCUCCUUAGCCACAUCAUGGUACAUUUCUUUAAUAUAAACAAUGAUAAAAUCUCAACGUUGGGACAGAAGUAAAGUUCCAACUAGCAGUAUUCACCCAUUCUAAUAUUACUGUGCUGUAAAGCUCACCUAUUUUUAGAAAACCAUUCCAUGGUUUCAAGCUCCAUAUAUUAAAUGAGGGAUGAUAAACUUGUGGUCCUCCAGAUGCUGUUGAACCCAAACUCCCACCAACCCAUCUGGCAUAGCCAGUGGUUGUGUUUUAUGGGAGUUGUACUCCAACAAUAUCAGUAGGUUCACAGGAUCCCCAUUCUCAUAUUAAAUGCUUCUUAUGCACAUGUUUACACAAGUGUAUAAGCACAGUCUUCUAGACUCCACUUCUUCUUUUUUUUAACAUCAGACAAACAAUUUAACCAUUCAGAGUUUCUUUAACUUUCUUCUAUACUUUGGUUUUGUUUUGACUUCCUCCAUCAGAAAACAGGCAAGUGACCUUUUGAAAUAUGACAUAGCAACUAGUUUGGACUUGCUUUUCAAAACAUCUCUGCUUAUUCUGCCAUGUAGAACUACUGCUUGCAGGCUUUUUUAAAUAUAUAGUCACGAUCCUAAAACUGUCUUGGAUUAUUAUGUGCAUUUAACAUUUAGUAUUUGUGUCUUGUAGAGCCCUGUAUCAUAGGGAAGCCUUUCCCAAGCAAACAGUAAAAUUCUGUUCUUUUUAUUUUUUAAAGUGCACUUCGGUUUAAAAGUUUUAGUGCAGCACAUUAAUCUGGGGGUGAGUGAACAUCUACAUCAGGAAUAAGAGGGAAAUAAAUAUCUAAAUUGGGAUCUACUGCCCCUUUGGAUCCUGCCGCCUCACCUCAUAGGUGGAUUUAGGUGAGCACGACCUGUUUGGUCAUACUGGGUGUGUUGCCAUAGGGGCACCACAACUGUUAUGUAGAAUGGAAGGUGAGAGGCAGUGGGGGGCACCUAAUUUUGGUAUUGCACAGGGUGCCACUGAAAUUUGAAACCCCAAGGUCUGCAACUGCUCACCUGACCUCCUGGAUGGGCUGGUCCGGAUGGUAUGUACAGGAGAGAUUGGAGUCCUACAAAGGGAAAAGUGAGCGAUUUCUUCACUAGAAAAAGAGGGCCUCAUACAUACAGGCCUCAAACAAAGACUAGCAUCCACUGAUGUGAUUGCCUGCAUAAAGAAAGUUGUGAGGCUUUGGGCUUGUCACAAGUUGCCACAGAGUCUGGAUCUGAGAUGGAAAUGAGGGCUAAAGCCAGAAAACAUGGAUGGAGGGCUAGGGAUGAGGUACCAGAUCAGAGUCAGGGAUGAGAGUUUUAGUCGCACACAGGAUGGAAGUCAAAUUCACCUUACUUCACUUCAUCAAAUAUAAUGAUGGAGUGGAGCAAGGUGAAGCAGUGCAGGCUGAGGCAAAGCAAGUGCAAAGGAUAGAAAAGCAGGUGUGCUACCCAAUGGAAUGACUUAAGACUGCCUAAUAAUAAUAAUAUAAUUUAUUUAUACCCCGCCCAUCUGGCUGGGUUUCCCCAGCCACUCUGGGCGGCUUCCAACAGAAUAUUAAAAUACAAUAAUCUAUUAAACAUUAAAAGCUUCCCUAAACAAGACUGCCAAACCAGCCUAGAAGGAGCUGUCAGGCUGUGGCGCUAGUUGACAGUGUUCAGGCUACUACUUACAGCCCUAUGGUGCCUGGUCUUGUCUGUCUGUCUGUCUGCCUGCCUGCCUGCCCGUCUGUCUGUCUGAUAGUACUGGUGCAGGAAAUAGGCUGGUUGCCAGGGGGGGGCCCAUUCAAAACACUCCCUGUCCACCAACCCCAGGCACUUUUGCUUGGGAAUCAAAUAGCUAGCUAGCUGAAGGCCCUCUUCCAAGCACAAACUAUGUAACCCAACAAUCCCAUUUAUCAUGGAAAGCCCAGAACAAAAGGGUAGAUUGGCACACUGGUGUACUUGCUAUUACUGCUACUAUUUAUAGCACUAUGGUUCAUGCUUUUCUUUGUAACUGCAGUGUGGUUAACAAGAGUUUGACAAGGUUGCUGUUGUGAGAAGAAAUGAAAAAUAAAGUUCCUUCUUGUGAUAGGAAUUUGGAUUUUGAGUCAUAUGGGUAAUAAAUGAAAGUGUGAAAGACAACCAACUAAAUGUGGCCUAUUCAAAAUUAGUUGCCCCUUUUUGAGUUUUAGCCACACUUUCAUAUAUGGCUAAAGACUAAUAAAUGAAUUUCACUCUUCCAUUGUGUUUAUACAUAAAGAAGUGGGCAAUGUAAUUCAAGUUAGUGAUUAUGAGGAAAGAAAUGUGGUCUCAGCUGACACUAGAUACCCUAAAUCCAAUGUACACUUUCAAAGUAAAUCAGAAUAACAGAUUUGUCCAUUGUAUUGUAUCUGCAAUCAGUAUUUUUCAAUGAGGGAAGUUUUGUAUUUUGUAUGUUACAUGUUAUUUAAGCUGCAUAAGCAAAGUUUCAGGUGCAUAAGCAAAAUUAAUUUACUGAAUUUACUGAAAAUAAAAUAUUGCAAAAAAAGUUACUAGGAAGAAAUUACAAGAAUUUUAUGCAUGCAGAAUGAGUAAAAAAACCCCAAACCCAUUCCAAAGUAGCUAUGUUGUAAAUAGGUUUGAAAAUAUUAUCAGUUGUCACCCAGUAAUCCUGCUACAUAAUAACCAAACUAGUAACAGUUCUUAAAGUUGUGUUUACAAGGCCUUGAGCAGAAAUUCAUUCAACAACUGCUGUACUGUAUUCAGAAGAACUAGAAAAUGCUUAGCAUGGUGAUGGAUGGGUCCUGGAAAAUGAGAGCAGAUAAUUUAUUUAUUUUUAAACACCAUGUGGCUUUUAAGAACAUAGAGUAUUCAGAUAGGGCACAGAUUUUAUUAAAAGAAAAUUCAGAAAUACGCAAUCUGUUUGUAUCCAAUAAUUACAUGUAUUUUAUUUAUCUUGAUUUUUAGGCAUCCGGUCAUGGGACACAAACCUUAUUGAAUGCAACUUGGAUCAAGAACUUAAGCUUUUUGUGUCUCGCCAUUCGGCUCGAUUCUCUCCAGAUGUGCGGGGUAGGUUUUAUUUUUCUGUCUUUACCCAUAAACAGCAUAAAAGAAUGUAGAAAUACUUACUGGCAUAAUGGAGAAUGAUUUCAGUUUAAUUCAUUAAACUAUUAUUUCCCCCUAUGGCAAAACAAGCCUUUUGGAUAAUGUGUGUUCAUGUAGGUAGAAUUAUUCGUGGCUCUUCUGUUAAAAAUAACACCACACAGUGGAUAUAAACAUGGGAUCACAGCCAUAGUCUGUAAUUCAAACAUGCUUGCAAGGAAGUAAGUCUCAUUGAACUCAGGGGGAUUUAAUUCCCUGGAAAUAUUCCUAGUUGGCCAAAAAGCCUUGUAAACAUCUAUGCUGUGUAUCAUAUUUUGCACAUGGGUUCUGUUUCUGGACAAACAUUUUUGCAGAGUUCUACAUUUUCCUCAUAUACUCCCUUCUGUGCAAUAAUAGUGCAAAGAAAGCCCCACUGAAUUGAAUGGUGCUUACUCUCAGGUAACUGGGGUUAGCACUUUCGCCUAAACUGUAACUCUGCAUAUCAGUUACAUUUAAAAUAAUUGUAACUUUGCCAUAUUAGUUACAUUUAAUUGGGCAGAGUGCUUAAGUGGUUAUAGAUUGACAUGGAAAUUUGAAUAAGCAAAUAGUACUUAAUGGGCAUCCAAGGCAUUAGCAUUUUUUUGCUGCUGCAUCAUGUUAGGCUUGUGGUCUGCUAAGACUCCUAGAUCAUUUACACAUGUACUCAGGUGUCCUCCAUCUUAUAUUUGUGCAGCUGGUUCUUCCUGCCCAAGUGUAGAACCUUACAUUUGUCCCUAUUGAAAUUCAUUUUGUUAGUUUGGGCCCUGAUAUAAAUAUAAAUUAAACACAUUCUGGGAGAGAGAGAGAGAGAGAGAGAGAAGGAGAAGGUUCAGUCUCAAAUCGGCUCUUCUGCAUUCCAUUCCUUUCCUGAUCCAGUUCUCUUCAUAAGACUCCUGUAAGGAGGGAAAGUGUUGUGUUAAGUGGCUAACACUUACCUGGGUUGUCUAUAUGCUCAGGUUUAUAAAUAAAAUGCUAGCAAGUCUUCACUCACACUCAGGAUAACAUUUAGUAACUCUUAAGUCUACCCAUGGAGCUUAGUGAACCUGCCCGUAAGCUGAAGUGACCUUCUGAAAGGUCCUGCCAAAACCUUUAGGAAUAUGACUCCCUUGUUGGAAAGUGUUGGGGUGUUUAUCAAGCUGAACUUGCUUGUUUUGGUCUAGUCCAGGCAUGGCCAAACUUGGCCCUCCAGAUGUUUUGGGACUACAACUCCCAUCAUCCCUAGCUAACAGGACCAGUGGUCAGGGAUGAUGGGAAUUGUAGUUCCAAAACAUCUGGAGGGCCAAGUUUGGCCAUGCCUGGACUCUAGUCCCACUUAGUUAGGGGUAGAGCAAUCAUAACCCCUGAUACACAUUGCUGAAAAGGAAUUAUUGGGGUGCUGGCUUCAUUGCUGCAGUUGUCCCUGCUGCACCUGCUUAAAGUGUGGUGAUGUUACUGCUGACAGCGUCAAUCCCUGCAGCAGCUGUCAUAAGACCUCAAAAGCAGAUAUUUUAGGACAGGGUGGUGGUGUGCUGUGGUGCUGACUCUGUUUGAUUCAAAGGUGUUCCAUACCUGAGGAGGAGAUGAAUCCAGGCUGCUAUGCUAGUCUGUAGCUGGCAGGGCAAAAGACAAAGCUUGAUCCAGUCAGUGGAGGAGCCUGCUGCUCCAUUCUACCCCAGCCUUGGAUUAGGACUGUUCUCCUAGUCACAAUGAAUUAGUGCCAGUGUACACAUGCAGCAGAAUUAGGCAGUAGAAAUGGGCUGCGUUGCUUCAGGCAGUGGUCUUCCCUUUCAAAAUAAUCUUCAGAAUUAUUUUAGAUAUACUUCCUGCUGCGUAGACUUUCUACUUGCAGGAGAUUUCUUUAAUGUAGGGAAGUCUGCUCCUGAAGUCUGAAGAGGUAGAGUCAUUUCUACCAUCUUAGUCUGUUAUAUGCAUAGACUUCAGCCUUACUCUUAGAGGUGACCUGUUCAGGUAAGGAUCAACACAGAAUACUUUGGUGGGAGGAAAAACAGCCUCUCUGUAACUGUAGAACUUGAACAAAAACUUAUUGUCUUACAAAAAAUAAGUAGCAAUAUAGGCAAGCUUAUAAUGAGCUACUUCCUGGAUCCUGUAGAAUGCUAGGACUGGCUAUCACCAAUAACAUUCUUAUUAUUCUUUUCUGUCUUGCACUGCAUAGUAUUCUGGACUGGCCUGGAUCCAUCCUAAGGAUAUAUAUGGUGACAACGCCAAAUUUAGGAUUAGGUUUUAAGAAACACCACAUGGUUGGUUCAAAGCUAUAUGCCUUUCUGCUCAGUGGGAAGCUAAUGUACAAAGGGUUUGUCUCCUUUCAGAUUCCAUGCUAGUUGUAUAGCGCAUAUACUGUAGUAGAAUUGGGAAGUACCUUCAGAUGUGGAGCUCAGUGUAUACUUCUAAGGAUCCAGGUGUGUGCAUUGAAGCCACCGGAUUGGAUGUGAAAUUGGAGAAAUCACUGCAGCAAAUGUCUCACUUUGAUCAAAGGCUGUUAAGUCUCUUAACGUGGCCAGUGUGUUUGAUAGCUUCAUUCAAGAACUAAAAUAAUGCAAAUCCUCCUUUUCAAAUGAAUAAAGCAGGAUUAUAUUAUCUUUUGAAUGGAAAGAUUUGGUGUGCGCUAGGAAAUAUUUUCCAGGAACAAUAUUUUUGGUCUAGACUUGUACGCUUAAUCUGCCAUUGUGUCGGAUUACAGUUUAAUUGCAUGUGACUAAUUCAUCACCACCUUUAUGGCGUGCAGUUGUGGAUAUGUUUCAUGAACUGCAAUAUUUGAACAAAAUGCUGGAAAGCAAUGUUCCAGGCGUGGAAAGCAAUCUGUCUUAAACCUGAAACCCCUAAGAAUUACUUUAAAAAAAACACAACAAGGUUCAUUUUCAAGACACUAAAAAUUACCAUUAUAGGAUGCAUCUGUGUUUAUCCUAGCUGCAUAGUUAGAAAUGCAGUCUGCCUUGUACAUUUGCCCAUUUCAUUGUCUCUGUGGGCCUUUGUUCUUCCAUUCCUUACAAUGCCAAGCCAAGGAUGCUUCUGUGACCGUAGUCACAAUAGGCAGUGAAACCCUGUAAGAUGGAGGCACCUAAGCCUCAUGAUACACAAAGUAGAGUUUCACUUCACGAGAUUAUAGUACCCUUGCUGUUUAAGACGAACUGAAGUUAAACAACAAAUUUUGCAUUGGUGUCUGCAUUGUGUAUUUUAUGUUAAACAAAUGAGAUGUCUAAUUAAUGGUUGCUAUGACAACAAAGAAACCCAAAUGUCAUAAUGCAGUGGUAAGCAGCUUGUUCAGGGAACGGAGUCAGUGUGAUGCUUCCAUUUGCAGCAGAAGGGCAAAAAGGAUGCCUACCACAAUAAAUGCAGUCUUGCUGUAUCCAACCCAUGCCCCAUGUUCCAUCCUUGAAAGUGUCCAAGAGCAGAAACGACAAGGGAAAAGAACUGAUGAAGGAUUAAUGGAGAAUUAAACCAAUGUUCAUGGUGGAAUCCAGCUGAUGCCAAUGGAAAGGGCUUUUGAUGUAGCAUACAUAUCUAAUAACAGAAGAGGAGUAGGGGGCAUUUGCCAAUUCACUUUUUUCUCUACAACCCUUCUACCUUGUUUGGUGAAUUCCUCAACUCUCUGGAGUCUAUUUUUAGAUUGUGCUGGGGGUUUCAAGGGAAAUCAGAAAAGGCCUCCCUUCUUCUGUUAAAGGAGGUAUCCAAAGGAACAAAAGCCCUUCAGUGAGCAUAAGUGCAUCAACUGGCUUCUACCCCCAUGUUUUUACCAAUCUGUUUCACGAUACCUUGAAAGGAGGAGGUAUAAUUGCAGUUCUAUACACAUUUACUUGGAGAGUAAGUCCUGUUGAAUUCAGUGAGGCUUAUAUGUUGAAGUCAUCAAUAUUCCAAUAUUAAUUCUUUGAUUAAUGUAUUUAUACCCUUUCAUUAUCCCACAACACUAUGUUUCAAAGAACACUUUCUUAAUUAUUAGCAGGCAUUUCCAUGUUAAACUUUAAGCUUUGUUUGCUCUCUACUUCUAAUAUUACAUGGAGUGAUGAACCGAUUAGGAAUGGAGACUGCACAAGCCUGAGUUGUAACUGAAUGGCCAUUUCAGUCUUAAUACUUGUGCUGCUUCACAACUGGAUAGUUGUGGCAUGCUAGUAUUCACGGGCUAAGCAUUUGAUCUUGUGUACUUUUCAUUUUAACUCCUUAAAAUAAAUCACAAAGCAUGUGCAUGCCACUGGAUUAUCGGACACGGUGUAUUUUAACAUAAUAGGGAAAUAUUGGGUGUAGUUCAAGCAGUGCUGGUUUCCAUCCAGUUUCAUUAGUAUACUCACAAGGUGCAUGUGGAAGUCUGUGCAGAAUAGAGAGCUGCAACCACUGGAAUGUAGUGAGAACAGCUGUGCAUUCCAAAGAGGUUUUAUGUUUUAUAGCAGUGGAUAGGAAGGAGUAGCUGCAAGCAUAGAGCUGUAGUUAUUUACCUUCCUUUUCCUCCAUUCCUUGCAAUGGUUUGUUCUCUGCCAGCUGACUUGGAGCACUGUGAAGCAAUAUUGUGAAAUAAUGGUUUAAAUGCAUUCCAGCUUUGUCAUCUUGCUUUGCGAAAACAUUUAACAUUUUCGAAGGAUAGCUAGCAUGCAUUGCUAUGAAUCUGCCCACUUACUGCAUCCAACAUUUGAGACUCUGCUUUGUGUUCUGGCAGUUUUAGAGGGGUGACUGGAAGGUACACAAGAACAUUUGUGGCUCCCAGACUGUGGAUCACCCUCCUCUGGGAGGUUUGGUUGGAUCCCUCUCUUAUGACCAUCACCAGAUCUAUUGUUGACCUUCUUUUUUUUUUAUUUGAUAGCUUCUGAACUUCUCUUCCCUUUGCGGUCAUUUUUGUUUUGUUAUGCUGACUUGCAUCUACAGUGGUACCUCAGGUUACAUACGCUUCAGGUUACAUAAGCUUCAGGUUACAGACUCUGCUAACCCAGAAAUAGUGCUUCAGGUUAAGAACUUUGCUUCAGGAUGAGAACAGAAAUUAUGCUCCGGUGGAGCGGCAGCAGCAGGAGGCCCCAUUAGCUAAAGUGGUGCUUCAGGUUAAGAACAGUUUCAGGUUAAGAAUGGACCUCAGGAAUGAAUUAAGUACUUUUUUUUUUUUUUAAAGCAAUUUAUUGGGUUUUACAAUAAAAAUAAACAUAUUAAACAAUAUGACCUUUGUCUUGACAUAAUUUCACAUUUUCUUUGGACUUCCUCACAUCUCCCGCUCCCACUUUCAUCGUUAUAACAUUUUGUCAGCAAUUUAUCAUCUUAUUUAAAUUCUUAUAUCGCUUCUAUAUUUCAUAAUCUUAUAAUUUUCAAAGGGAAUUAAAUUUUCACAGUCUUACUUAUUUUCAUAGAAAACUUCUAAAUUUAGUGGUGCUCAGUUAUUUUGGUCUAGCAUCUUAUUUAGCAUUCACUCAAAUUGCAAUAUUUUUGUAAAUAGUUCUUGAAUUUCUUCCAAUCCUCCUCAAUCCUUUCUUCUCCCAGGUCACGGAUUCUGCCGGUCAUUUCAGCCAGUUCCAUGUAGUCUAUCAGUUGCAUCUGCCAUUCUUCCAGUGUGGGUAGAUCUUGAGUUUUCCAAUGUUUUGCAAGAAGUAUCCUUGCUGCUGUUGUUGCAUACAUAAAAAUGUCUGAUCCUUCCUUGCCACCCCUUGGCCGACAAUACCCAAAAGGAAAGCCUCUGGUUUCUUAGUGAAGGUAUAUUUAAAUACCUUUUUCAAUUCGUUAUAAAUCAUCUCCCAGAACGCCUUCACUUUAGGGCAAGUCCACCAGAGGUGGAAGAACGUUCCCUCAGACUCUUUACAUUUCCAACACUUAUUAUCAGACAGGUGGUAAAUUUUUGCAAGUUUGACUGGGGUCAUAUACCAUCUAUAAAUCAUUUUCAUUACAUUUUCUUUCAGAGCGUUACAUGCAGUAAACUUCAAUCCAUUACUCCACAACCUUUCCCAGUCCUCAAACAUAAUAUUAUACCCAAUAUCCUGUGCCCACCUUAUCAUAGCCGAUUUAACCGUUUCAUCUUGUGUAUUCCAUUCCAGCAGCAAGUUAUACAUCCUUGAAAGUACCUUAAUCUUUGGUUCUAACAAUUCUGUUUCUAGUUUCGAUUUCUCCACCUGGAACCCUAAUUUCUUAUCAUUUUUAAAAACUUCUUUAAUCUGAGCGUAAUGUAACCAAUCUCGCACUUUAUCUUUCAUUUUCUCCAAACUCUGCAAUUUCCAAUUGUCUCCAUCCUUUUCUAAUAUUUCCCAAUAUUUUGGCCAUUUAGCCUCCAUAUUGGGUCUUUUUCGGGCCUUAGCUUCCAAAGGUGAAAGCCACCUUGGUGUUUUAUUUUCCAGCAAGUCUUUAUAUUUUGUCCAGACAUUAAACAGUGAUUUUCUGACAAUAUGGUUCUUGAAGGCCUUAUUUGCUUUAACUUUGUCAUACCAUAAAUAUGCAUGCCAUCCAAAAACAUUGUUAAACCCUUCCAGAUCUAACACAUCAGUGUCUUCAAGAAGUAGCCAGUCUUUUAGCCAGCAGAACGCUGCGGCUUCAUAAUACAACUUUAAGUCUGGCAGGGCAAAGCCCUCUUUGUUUUGCAUCAGUUAAUAUCUUAAACUUAAUUCUGGGCUUUUGCCCUGCCAGACAAACUUAGAAAUGUCUCUCUGCCACUUCUGAAAGCACUCCAUUUUGUCCAAAACCUGAAGUGUCUGAAAUAAAAACAACAUCCUUGGCAAUACAUUCAUCUUAAUAGCAGCAAUUCGGCCUAACAAAGAAAGUUUCAAUUUUGACCAACUAUCUAAGUCUCUUUUAAUUUCUGUCCAGCAUUUUUCAUAAUUGUCCUUAAAUAGACUUAGAUUUUUUGCUGUUAUGUUUACCCCUAGGUAUUUUACUUUUUUAACCACAUUGAGUUCCGUCUCAUUCUGAAACCGUUCUGACUCUGUAUCAGUCAAAUUUUUCCCCAAAACCUUAGUUUUCUGUUUAUUUAAUUUAAAUCCAGCCACCCGACCAAAAUCAUUAAUCAAUUGUAAUACUCUUUUCGUACUGGGCUCUGGCUUCUGCAGGGUCAAAACCAGGUCAUCUGCAAAAGCUUUUAGUUUAUAUUGUUUCUGACCGACCUGAAUUCCUUCCACCAACCGAUCCCCUCUAAUCAUGUUCAAUAGCACUUCCAGAACCGAAAUGAAUAACAAAGGGGAGAUAGGGCAACCUUGUCGUGUCCCUUUUUCAAUUUUGAACUCUUCUGUGACCACAUUAUUAACUAUCAGUUUAGCUUUCUGUUCUGAAUAUAUCGCCUCAAUCCCAUUCUCAAAACCCCGUCCCACUCCCAUCUCUUUUAAAUUUCCCAUCAUAAAUUUCCAGGAGAUAUUGUCAAAGGCCUUCUCCGCAUCUAUGAAAAUUAAAACUGCUUUUGUAUUUAUAUCUGUUUGCAGAAGUUCCAAAAUGUCAAUAAUGUUCCUUGUAUUGGCAAACAGAUGUCUACCUGGGAGAAAACCGGCCUGGUCCUUAUGAAUUACUUCAUUUAAGACUUUUUUAAAUCUACUUGCCAAAAUAUCUGCAAAUAUUUUGUAAUCCACAUUUAAAAGGGAGAUGGGGCGGUAGUUCUUAAGUUGUGUCUUUUCAGCUUCCGACUUUGGUAUUAAUGUGAUAAACGCUUCCUUCCACGAAUCCGGUGCCCUCUUCACCAUAAUUUCAUUGCUGACCUCCAUCAAAGGUUGUAUCAAAUAGUCUUUUAAUGUCUUAUAAUACUUGGAGGUCAGCCCAUCUGGCCCUGGAGAUUUGCCAAGUUGCAUGUUCUGAAUGGCUUGUUCAAUCUCCUGUCGUGUUAUUUUAGAAUUCAGAAUUGUCCUAUUUUCUUGUGACAAUUUAGAUAGUCCAUUUUUGGCAAAAAUUGUUUAAUCUCCACUUCGUCUUGCGGCCCUUGGGUGUAUAAUUUUUGAAAUAUCUCUGGAAACACUUUCUAAUAUCCACUGGAUUCUGAAUAUUUUUUCCAUCAACCUCUAAGUUUGUAACCGUGUUUAAUCUUUGUCUUCUCUUCAACUGCCAAGCUAGCAGUUUUCCACAUUUAUUCGCCGACUCAAACGUUUUUUGUUUCAUUAAUUUAACCUUCCAUUCAAUUUCCUGAUUUAUCAAUUUAGAAUAUUGUGUUUGAUAAAGCUUAAUUUCUCUCAGAGUUGGCUGUGACUUUGGAUUCACUCUUAAUUUCUUCUCUAAUUCUUUUAUUUUGUCCAAGAUCUUAUCUUUUUUCUCAUUUUGUGUUCUUUUCUUUACUACAUUCUGUUGUAUCAAGAAUCCCCUCAUUACAGCUUUGCUUGCGUCCCAGACGAUUCUUUUUUCCACCGAAUUGUUCAUGUUUAUCUCAAAAUAGUUUAUCUCAAAAUAGGAAUGAAUUAAGUACUUAACCUGCGGUACCACUGUACAUCUCUUACCCCUCUUGUUUUUAUUAUGCUGGUUUGUUAAAUUUUGUAAUUGUAAGUGAAUCCCACUUUUCAGGGGGUAGUUGUUAGGAUUGAUAGAUGAGGUUUUAUAUUUGGGGGGAAAUUUUAAAAAACGAAUGUGAGGUUUUAAUACUAUUUACUUUAUUUAUUAAAUUUAUGUCCUGCCCUUCCUCCCGUAGGUGCUCAUAGUAGAUAUACUGUGGUGCGAAGAAAAUUGAAUACCCCAUGGCACAGCAGUUUUGCAAAUUUGCAGAGUUAAAGCUGCUUCAAAAACUGAAGCAGCUAUACAACUAUUUCAUUAAACUCAUAAGGAGCAGUCUUAAGAUUUAUGAUUGCAGAAGAGUGUUAUUUCUGGAAUAACUCAUAAGAGUGGAUCAUAAUGGCUUGGCAGAUCUUUGGAUUAUUCCACUCUGACUCCCCUAAUUGACUGAAAUCUUCAAUGCACAUCUUUAUACUUUCUCUUGGAGAGAAAGAAAAUGGUGACUAGGAGACAGAGGUUAGAUUCAUUUAGCUGAUUCAUGCCGAUGGAGCCUUCCUUAGUUUUCUCUAUGGAGGCGUUGCUGUUAGCAACUGUACCAAAGCAUCGCUAUCUGUAGCUACACAGUAACAAUGAGUUGGGGAAAACAGAUGUCUUAAAAGUUCCCUGGAUUGUGUUCCUUCUGUGGGGUGUGGGGAAGCCCAAUGAUUUCACCAACUGUAAGUAGCAUUAAAACUGAAUGUGUUUUAAAGAAGCAAAGUAGAAUAUGUGCUGUUUCAAACCUGGUUUCUGUAUUGUGCACCUUCUGACCACAGUGCUGGCCUUUAAAGUAAAAUAGCUUUCUGGAUACAUGAGCUAAAACGUUCGAUGCUGAAAAAGAGAGCAACAAAGUCUCCCCCCCCCAAAAAAAAGGUUAUUGACUUGAGGACACUGCAAAUAUAAUGCAUUUCCAGUAUGGAAUGAAGUUUGAUGUAGGAAAAAGUUUGGCAUUCAUAGGAUGAAUUCCCCCAUAUUUCAAUUUCACCUUGAGUGCACAUAGUGAUUUCUAUGCAGAAAACAUGUAAAACUUUGAGAACCACUUCUGUGCUGAACUAAUAAUGAAAACCAAUAACAUGCACUCUUGCAUGCUAAAAGACUAAAAUUUCUGUGGUGCCCUCCUUCCCUUGAUGGCCUAAGCAUGUGCUCAUUUUUUCUUUACGGUUAAUCCAGCCCUGAUUAUGCAGCAGCUAAAAGGUGGCAGGAGGAGGCAAGGCUCGUAAAAAAAACAAAUCCCAGGGUCUGGGCAUUCCAAGGGUAGUGGUUGCCUUAAAUACAGUACUGGCAUCCACAAGAGUCCCAGUAGAUUCUGGAACUUGGAAGCCUCUGUUUAUUUUUUCUCUAUAGAAUUGGUAAUCAGAUCUGACUAAAUAACUUUCACCUUAACUUUUUGAAGAUUUUUGUUGUACACCUUUUAAAUGUUUUAGCCUUCUGAAAGAUAUAUUAGGAGAGUCCUAAAAGCCCAUUUGCUCUAAUGUGUCUGAAGACAGGAUUUAGCAGUCUGCUAAUUUAAUAUUACUCAUAAUCAUUUGUCCUAGUCUGUUGAAUUUUUAAAGUUGUCAUUAUCAGUUUUAAGCUGCAGCGCUCCAAUUUCUGAGAAGUUCAUUAAGACUUAAAAAGAUUUAAAUAUUCUUCAAUAGGUAAUAAGGAGCCUUCAAAUUUAGCACUUAUUAAAAACGUACAAUUGUAAUAUUUUACUGUCUGCAUUUUUUGGCUAAUUAUAUUUAUUUUUAAAAGAUUUUUUAAGGGGGAAGGUUUCAUGUAGAAACAAAACAGAUCUUGUGCAAACCUUAGCACAGUUUGGUUAUAUGUGUAUGGCACAGUAAUUAAGUCUUACACGGUAUCUCCUUGGAGGUGAAUCACAGCAUGAUUCCAAAAUCACAUAUAGAGUUUGUGGCUCCUCCAUUUGUAUUCAUAAAGAGACCCAAGUGGGAAUGGCUGCUUUGCCCCUAACAACUCCCCCCUCCCUAUUAAACCCUGUAAUUACAUCAAGAAUUAUAAUUUGUCUUUGGCUUCAGUGGGAUAAUGUCAUUGCAUGUCAAGUUGGGGAUUAUCAAGUGGAAGGAGACCGUGCUGACAUUGUCAUUUUAUGUUAAAUAGGAGAAUCUGAUUUUAAUUCAUCUCAUAAUGAUUCAGUAGAGUAUAGCCAUUUACUAGGCAAGUUAAUAGGGGCAUCUAUAUAAUCACCCUUUACCACCAAUUACAAGCAAGACAGGAGACACAAAAGUAUUUCUAUAGAAUCAUUAGUUCAAUAAAUAGGAGUAGCUGUGUUUCAGCUGUUACACUACAUGGUACAGUCUGAGAAUUCAGGAAUCAAAUGCUUAAAGUCAGUGACCCCAUUUAUCCUCAACUUUACAAAUGAAUAAAUAAAUAAAUGAAUAGAAUAUAAAAAGGGUUGCAAAUUGUGGAGUUAGGGUUCUUUUAAAAAGUUUGCUGAGAAAACCAUUAUUAAGAAACCAUUAUUAACAUUUAAAAUGGGUAACAAACUUGAUGUGCUUCUUGCUUCUUUUCUUUUCUUCUCCAUCAAUUGAUCCCUGCCAUUCUUACCAAUGCUACAAUCUACUGAGCUCCCAAUCCUUCAGUCCCAGAAAGAUGGAAUAAAAGCAAGUCACUCUUGCAUCUCUACCACGUAUGAAUGAGAAAACUAGCCUCUCCACUGACUCAUAGCACUGAACUGCCAGAAAGCUGCAGCACAUUUGGGAUGAUUAUCUUCCAAGUUGGCUAUCAGAAUGGCUUACUUUGUACCAUCAAACAAAUCUUAUUUGCUUUGCGGUUUUCUUUUUUAUCAAAUUCUGUAAUUUCAAAGCAUGACAGCUUUAUAGGAAUUAGGCAUCCUCAUUUUAGAUAAUUGGUUAGGUUUAUGUUGUUGGUUGGUUGGUUAUUUUACAACUAAUUGUCCAUGUUUGGAGCAAGAAAUAACAUUAAAAUACAGUAAACAAUGUUUCAUUUGAAUAAAACUUCAAUGUUACGGAUAGUUUAAGAGAGAAAGAGAGAUCAGAUCAUGCUGACCCAAGGCUCCUUAUAGUCAGCAUCUUCCUUUCAGCCAAAAAAGGGCCCCUCACAAAGGGUCACACCCAAAUACAAAAUUCAAAUACAAAAAAAAAAAUAGCACUCACACCAAAAAUAUGCAGCAAAGUCUUAAUGUUAAAGGAAACAUUAAAAGCCAAAUAUUAAAAGCAUUGGUGUUUCUGAUUAAAAGGGCAGUCCCUGCUCCUGCCAACCUAGCAGUUCGAAAGCACGUCAAAGUGCAAGUAGAUAAAUAGGUACCAUUCCAGCGGGAAGGUAAACAGUGUUUCCGUGUGCUGCUCUGGUUCGCCAGAAGCGGCUUAGUCAUGCUGGCCACAUGACCUGGAAGCUGUACGCCGGCUCCCUCAGCCAAUAAAGCGAGAUGAGCACCGCAACCCAAGAGUCGGCCACGACUGGACCUAGUGGUGAGGGGUCCCUUUACCUUUACCCUGCAAAGAUACCAAAGACAGCAAGAGUAAAUCUUUAGGGAGCAACUCCUCUUUUUCAGGGUCCCAGGCAGGAUGGACCGGGCAGGUAGAAAAGCUUAACCCCUUGAUGGUUCAAGUGCAGUCACUCCUCUAACAACAGCCAUUGAAAUACUUUAGGGAAGUCCACAAUAAUGUCUUUCCUCCAUUGUUUUGACCCUCUUCAAGUGGCAUUCAUACAGCCUCUAGACUGGAAAUGAUGGCUAAUAACUGUUGACAACUCAUUUUCUAUGUGUUUUUAUUAAUCCCUCUUAAAGCCAUCUAAGUCAGUGGCAGGGCAGUGAAUUUUCCCAAGUUAAUUAUAUGCUAUCUGAAAAAGUACUUUCUUUUUGGAUGCCAUACUUUGUUUUUGCGCCAUACUAUUAAUAAAUGUCAGUCAUAUUCUGCUUUAAAUAUGUUAAUUUCUCUCCCCCCAAAAAACUAGUUUUUCAAAGGGAAAACUAGUUUUUCAAAGGGAAGAUCUUCCUUCUCUGUACAUUUUUCUAACUUUAUGGUACCCCUUUGAAAUGCUGGCUAUCAGAAUUGCACACAGUACUCCAAAUGUGACUGGUUAAUAUUAUGAUUUUGAUUGUUUUUUGCUUGCUUUGAACUUGUGGAUUGCUUCUACAAUAAAAAAGUGCGUAAGGUAAUGUGCAAUAGAAGUUAAUGCCUGCUUUUUAACCAGUAGCUGGCACUAAAAAAAGUUGUUAUUCACAACCACUUGCUUAUAAAAGUUUAAUUGUAUUCCCACUUAAACUUCUGCAUAUGAAUACUACUAAUGCUGAAUAUAUUAAAUAUUUAUUAACAGUUUCUAUCGCCUGUUUUUUCUAAAAAAAGUAAAUUUGACCACAAAAGCACCAGUCAUUAAAUGUCAUCGAAAACUGGCUUUCUAAAAUUUUAGAAUCGUUAUCGUCCCUGCUGUUAUUAUUAGAAUGUAAAAAAAAUAACAUCAGCUAAAACACUUCCUUUGUGUUCUGAUACAAAAACUAUAUUUUUCUGCAUAUACCCAGCAAUAAGGUAUGAAAUACAUUUGACAGAAACCAAAAGGCCCUGCCCAAGUCCCUGUGAGCAGAAUCCCCUAAGCAUUUUAGAUUCUGAGCAAUGCCUAUUUUUCAGAGAUUGUGCUCCUGUGGAGACAGGGGGAAAUGUCAUGUAAUUCUUGACUUGGUCUGGGAAGAAAACCUUACUCAAACAUGACGGUCUUGGGUGGCAUUCAAUUGAAUACAGGUUGAUCCUUGAAGGGAAAUCCUGGGUGCGGGAGGAAAAAUGCAGGCUUUAGCCUGAAUCAUGAGAGGAAGAGGUGUGUGCAACCCCAGUCCUUCUCACGGUCUUCACUGCUGCCAUCAAGUGGGUAUAUUUAUUUCCUAGCUACAUCCACCAAACAUCCCCUGACAUCUGUAAUGUACUUACCGACCCUGCCAGCUCUCUGUACUAGGUGGUGUGGUGAAACAAUUUGCCGUGAGGUGAAUAACAAGGCCUCAGACAGCAGUAUGCCAGAACAAAUGUAGCUUUUGGAAAGGUUUUUGUAAGGCAGACAGUUGAAUAUUUUCAGGAGGAGGAAACCCUAAUUUUAAAAUGGUUUGAACAGUUAAACUCUCAAUGUUCAGCUUUGUCUGCUCCAGGAGUCAAUAGAUUCACUGUAGCUCUUGGCAUCUUCCUUCUGAUUUUGGCUCUCCUUUCUCUGUUUGGUUAUACUUGCAUACACCAUUUUCACACACACCCUCAAACUCUUGGCCCUUAUGUGUCGGGCUAAACUUGACUCUAGUACUCAGAAAUAUCAGUCACCCGGUGCAGGAAUGGGCGGAGGUUGUGGCACAACAUCUCCUCCUUUGCAGCUGACCGUUGGCUCUGGCCCCAGCCUGCUGUGGGGAAUGACUAGAUUGACAUGUGCAGUUCCUCUAUGCAAGAACUAAGUAGCUGUGUAUUGUGCUCAGGUUUUAACUGCUGCUGUACUAGAUUUGAGUGUGAGCAUUAAAUUGCGUUAUGUUGUUCUUGUUUUUUAAUUGUAAACUGCCUUGGGGACGUGUUAUGUAUUGAAAGACGGAUUUUCAAUUUUUAAAAAAUAUAAAUAAUCAAAUUACCUUUAUAUCUUCAUUUCUACUGAGAAUCUAUUGGUAAGGUUGUGCAGAUGUUUCAAAAUUAGCUGAAUAUGUGCUCAAACCCAUUUGCUCAUUCUUGGUUACGAGGCUCUGCAUCCACACUAGUCUGAGACUAGAGCUGAGUCCGCAGUGUGUUAAUUCCAUAUAUGGGUAAUUUUGGGGUUUUAUUCCAGUUCUGUAUUUUUUAAAAAAAACAUUCAUCUGUUUUUAACCAAUAUGGACAUAACAUAUUCUGCAGUGAUCGUGAUUUACUGAGCUGCUAUGUCAAAGGAAAAAAAAUCUGUGUUCAGUUACUUUUCCUCCACCCCGUGCUUUUAGUUCUAGUAGUCUUGGCAGUUGGUAAGUGGCUUUGCAAUGCUGAUACUCCUCUCUACAAUCUAAAAGGUUUGUGCAAAGCAAAACCCAUGAUGAAAUACGGGCUGCUGUCUACUCAAGUUUCACUUCACAAAGGAAUUGGAUGCUUUUAAGCAUUGCCAUGUCUCUCUGCAAGUACCGUAUGUUGGUUUUUUGUUGUUUCUGGAAUCUGUUUGCAAGUCCUUAAAAAAAACACACCAAAAAAACCCAACAACCCAGAAGUGCUUACAGGGUAAAAGUUAAACCCAUGCAGAGACAAAAUAGAUGGGUAUUCUUAUUAAAAGCCCAGGUGGGCUUAUUUGCCUGGUGUCACCUUCAACUCCUGGGGCUGAUGAGAUUGACUAGCAUUUGGCUUUUGUCACCUCUGAUUUGCCAGGCGCACACGCCACCGCCCAACAUUGAUGCAUAUUUUAUGGCUGAGGGUUAAUUAGAACACUAUAAAGCUGAAGUAGAGGAGGUUGAUUUAAAUUCCAUCUGUGUGGAUUAUGAUGUAGCGGGGUGCAUUAGCAUGCAGACAGAGUUUCUAUACGUAUCUUUCAAAUGACAAGUGACUUGAAGGCACAUCACAAUCUGGCAGAUCUGCUGUGUGUUAUGGAGCUGGCCCACACCUUCAUAUUAGCACAAUUUAAUUAGGCAAGAAAGAGCUCCAUAUCUCUUAAGAGACAAGAUGAAAUGAUAAAUCAAUAUUCCUUCCAAAGGUUCUUUCAAGUAGAAAGUAUGGCUUUCUAAGUAAACAGGUUUUCUCGUUUGUAAAGAAAAGAAAAGAAAAAAGAUGCUAAAUAUGCUUAUUCCUAACAGUUAAACAUUCUUUGUCCAAUACCAAGUAUUAGAAUAGAUUUGCUUUGUGGCAUUAUAUUGUCAUUUCCAUUUCCAUUAUGUUCUUACGUCAUGCUGUUUUAGUGUAAUAUUCAAGCUUGAAUAAAGGCAGUGUUUUAUUUACAGAGGCUACAUGCCAUUAGUUUUCUUGAGCUAAUAACCACUGUAUAAAUACCAGAAUGUUAUGAAAAUGAUGGGCAUUUAUCUUAACUAACAAAUGUACAUUUUUGGCAUCAUUCUCAUCUAGCUGGUUCCGAUGACUUUCAAAAUUGUAACAUCUUGCUAAUGUACUUAAUAAAUAAAAUGUGAUAGUCUGCAUGUAGCUGGCUGUUGGGUAUUGCACAAGGUCCUCUGAACAUUAUUUGCUUAUGGAGACAGCCUUGUAGUUUACUCCCAGAUAACGUGUGCUUGGUAGGUGAAUAAGCUAUACAUUAAGGCAAAAACAAACAAACACCUGAACCACAUAUUAAUAGCCAACUUGCAUUUCCAAUUUAUCCAGCCAUUGCAAAGUGGUAAUGGGAAGGGACAGUUUGUAGGGGAGAAUUGGUGGGUGGGAGAAGGAAGUUAUUCUACUCCUUGCCACUUUCCCCACUCAAUCCCUCCCGCUUCCUACCCACACCCCCAAACUGGGAGUUCUUCCAAGCAGUGUUGGUCUUUUGUAUACACUGAUCUGCUGGUACCUGGUCUCUGGGUGUGAAGCAAUGCACAUGGUGCUCUUGAUCAGGAUGAAGUGUCAAGAUGUACAGGAUGACAAAAUGGGCUCCACCAACUAUUGAUCUUGUAGCAGCCACAAUGAACUGAGUUAGACCAAUUCUUGGUGAUCUGAGACACAUUUUACUGGACAUAGUUACAGAAUAUCAAUGUCUGUGCAUGGGCUUGGGCCAAAAUUACUUUCUUUGUUUCCUGUUAGAGUUGGGCCAAAAUUACUUGCUUUUUCCCCUGUUUCCAGUGAACUUUGUGAGUGUUGAGAAGAGCCACCCAUUUCUGGCACUUUUUGUAUUGCUUUGAUGCUGUCCUAUUGACUGCCUCUUUUCUUCUUUGUUGUCCUUAGUCAAGUAUGUGCUCACUGAAGUUUUAUCUAUUUGACUGUGGUUAUCCAGAUAGUUUUGUCCAUGAUGUCAUGAUGUUCUGUUCUAGUAUGGUGAUGCCAUGGAUGCCACGGAUGCUUAGAAACAAAAUCAUUUGAGUCACACCACAGUCACUUUGAAUGCAGUCAUUCCAAUUCCCUUUUUGUAAGACUUAUAUUUAAUGCUGUCAAAGCAUGUAUCUCACCAUUGAUUUAAGUAUUCAUCCCUUAAGUUUUAUAAUGGAUGAGUAUAGUUCAGGCAUAGGCAAACUUGUCCCUCCUGACCACUGGUCCUGUUAGCUAGGGAUGAUGGGAGUUGUAGUCCCAAAACAUCUGGAGGGCCGAGUUUGCCUAUUCCUGGUAUAGUUUCUUCUGUGGAGAAGUUCCCAGUGGAAAUGCUAGCAGCUCCCAAGAAUUGGCAUUACUUAGCUGGAGAAGAAAGCAUUCGUUAUCCAGACCUACUGGAAAACAAUAACAAAAUGAAAUGGAAUACAGUUAUUUUACUGUAUGAAGGAGCAUAAGGGUUUCUUGGAAAAAUUAGCAUUCACCUGUCAUUCCAUUGUGUGUGCUAUUUUUGACUGAUGGUGAUCUUAAAAGCUUACUGAAUAUUUUUUUCCUAAGUAGGUUAAAGUCUUGCCAGUGCUGACACUUUGUCGUUCUGACGUGGUACAAUUUAUGAAACUAAUUACAUAGUCAUAUAUAAAUUGGCAAAUGGGAAGUUACACAUCUAAAACAACACUUUAUAUAUGCUACAGUCAAAUCAAAUCUGAUAUUUCCCAAGAAGAUUAAAAGCUCUUUGCUCAAAGUAACAGUUGAAUAUUUCUGACUUUGGGUGCAGAAGCGGUUGCUGUAAGGAGAGUCUGUAAUAAAUCUGUUUCUUAUCACAUUAAUGGAAUGUCUAUAAAAUUGAUUGAUUGUCUUUCUGAUUGAAAAAAGGCACACACACAUAAAAAAGAAAAAGUAACCACUCUUCUGUUUAAAAGCACAAGAGAAUAAAAAUGAAUUUACACUGUGCUUGAACUCUGAGAAGGCUAAGAUGGUCAUUUGUUAUAUUACAUUUAUAUCUGAACUUUUCUUCCACGAAGCUCAAAGCAACUUCCAUAGCUCGAUUCUUGUUCUAAUCUCACAACAACCCUGUGAGGUACAUUAGGCCAAUGGCUGGGUGUGGAUUUGAACCUGGAUCUCUCUUGUCCUAGGCAGUGCUUCAUUUACAGAGGCUACAUGCCAUAGGGUAGCCAACAUGGUGCCCUCCAGAUAUUGUGGACUACAACUCUCAUCACCCUUGGCUUUUGGCCUUGGUGGCCGCGGAUGAUGGGAGUUCUAGUCUAAAACAUCUGAAGGGCACCAUGUUGGUUACCCCUGCUCUGUCCACUACACCAAACUCGUUGUCCUUGGAAGAUGAUGCCAAACCUGUGGGCGCUACAAGAUUUCACGUCAUGUAGGAAACAGUUUCAGCAACUUUCUCCCUGCAGAAGACCUUAAAGAAUGAGGGUGUUCAUACAACAGGAGACACUCACUUAGGUAAUAUAACAUCAUGUGGACUAAUAUAGCCACAGAUGAUACUGUUUUAGUAUUGUUUGACUGUCUUCUCCAUCUCCAAUAUAAUAACUUUUUCUGCCUGCCUCCCUUGCCCAUGAAUUGAGGGUAAUGGUGCUGGAUUAUCAUUUAAAAUGGAAAGGGGAAGACAAGACAUUUCAUUUUUGAAGAGGAAUUAAAAUAAGUGGAAUGUUAAUAAAGGCAGUCUGUAGUAUAGGUGCAGAAGAAGUUACUGUAAGCAGUUCUAUAUUAGACAUGUGGUACUGAAGACAAGCCCUGUUCAGCCAAUCCAUAUUGAAAGUACUAGUAUUAUGCUACAGGGAUAGCAGGUACUUACUACACAAUUUGAAUACAGUAAUUGUACCUCAGCAUGACAUUUAGGGAUGUGAAUUCUAAUAUUGCCCAAGGGCUUAAAUUCAGAUUAAUGCAGUACAUCUACUUUUGAAAUACUGCUUUCUCUCAUUAAAAUAAACUAAUUCGAGACCCACAGCAACGCUCACAUUUUCUUUGUAAGACUUCAAAAGUACCUGAAAGGUAUUUUUACUGUAAUGUGUGGCUUCAGAUUUAUAAACCCAGGUUGAAUGUCUUGCCAUUUUGUAACGAAACUCCUAUUCCCUUUUCAGCUAUUUUUUGUUGAAAUUGAAAGCAGUUGUUCAGAGUCUGAAAGUUUUUGUAUGAUAAGGGAGCAUUACUCAUACGAUGAGAUCAUCUCAAAAGUGAUUUUUUUUGCCAACUCUGAAAUGAAAAAGGAAUUCUGUCCUCCUCUUAACCUCUCACCUUUCUCUGAAUUAUUUAGCUUAACUGGAUAGCUCAAUUGGUAGAGCAUGAAAAUCUUAAUCUCAGGGUUGUGGGUUUGAGCUCCAUGUUUGGCAAAAAGAUUCUGGCUUUGCAGGGGGUUGGACUAGAUGACUCUCGUGUUCCCUUCCAACUCUAUAAUUCUAUGACUUUAUGAAAACAGAAACUGUACCCUAUUGUACAUCAGAAAAGGAAUGCCUUUGCUGUGGGUCAUAACAUUUGUGUGCUGUUGGGCUUGAAUUGCUCCCUUGUUGUUCCAUUAGCUCUUUGCUGCUGUUCAUUUCAUUGCUGCUCUUGAUAUGAAUGUGUCCUUUCUGGAUUGUUGAAGAUUUCUAUAUUAUAGCGCUAUAUGUGUGUACAGGUGACGCUGCAAUUACACUUGUGCAUCUUGUGCAAACUUGUUUGGCAGCAAACAAUGAAGACGGCAGCUGUACUCUGUCAGGAUUUUAGCUUACUGAAUGGUUACUUGUUUCUUUCUUGAGUUGAGCAGAAAAAUCACUGCUAACACCCUCACCUUGUUUAUAUAAAACAGGUCCUCAUGAUAUCGCAGACUUUGAUUGAUAUCUAAAUCAAUUUGAAUUUGAAUACUGGCAUCAAUGGGUUCUGCUUUGCCUCGGAAAUUAUCAUACCAGCAAGAUUCAUUUUCACUCCAUUUGGUUUUAACAGGAUGACCAAGUGCUUUGAAAAAUAACACUACAUAUGCUAUAUCACACCUGACAAAAAUAAUACACACACUUUCUCUAUACAGUGGUACCUCAGGUUAAGUACUUAAUUCGUUCUGGAGGUCUGUUCUUAACCUGAAACUGUUCUUAACCUGAAGCACCACUUUAACUAAUGGGACCUCCUGCUGCUGCUGCGCCACCGCUGCACGAUUUCUGUUCUUAUCCCGAAGCAAAGUUCUUAACCUGAAGCACUAUUUCUGGGUUAGCGGAGUAUGUAACCUGAAGUGUAUGUAACCUGAAGCGUCUGUAACCUGAGGUACCACUGUACAGUGGUACCUUGAGUUACAAAAACCUCAGGUUACAAACGCUUCAGGUUACAAACUCCGCUAACCUGGAAGAGUUACCUCAAGUUGAGAACUUUGCCCCACGAUGAGAACGGAAAUCAUGUGCUGGAGGUGCAGUGGCAGCAAGAGGCCCCAUUAGCAAAAGCACAUCUCUAGUUAAGAACAGUUUCAGGUUAAGAACGGACCUCCGGAACGAAUUAAGUUCAUAAUUACAGGUACCACUGUACUUAAAAUCUUGGUAAAUUAAAAUUAAAAUGAAGCAACAUGUAGGAAAAUCAUGAUCCUCUGUGGCUGCUAGAUCACAGAGGAGCCAAGUGAAGCCCCAGUAAAACUUGUUUGCCUUGAUUCCAGUAGGAUGCUGGCAAAUUAUUCGGCAUUCCUCUGGGGCACAGUCUUCAGUGCCACCCAUGCUGUUGGCCUUGUCUGUUAAUUGACCUCAGGGGGCUGGAAUAAAUAUGAGCAGAUAGUUUGUGAUAUCUUGAUGCAAGCUUUUUCCUCAGUUGACAAACAUUCCAAGGGGAAUAUCUUGAACCUCUUGGUACAGUUUUGAAUUUAAUGGCUCUUUCUUACUUAAACACAGUGGGAGACUAGAUGACCAAAUAGGGCAAAUAAUAUUUCUUCUCUAAAUUGCAGCAAACAGUUGGUCCCUCAUUCUUUUCUCUUAAGUAGCUGCUGGAUGAUAAUGAUGACAAGAGAUUUCUAAUCAUUACAUCCAAGAAAUGGCAUCACCUCACCACCCAACAUGUAGAGCGUUUAGCUGGCAGUCCUAAGUGGAGAAAGGAAGAGAAAACCACAGGGAACUAAUGUAUUAGAGAAGCUUCUGUGAACACCUAUUCACUGCUUUUUAUUGUUAUUGAUCCCCACACCCUUUUGUCUGGAUAUGCCAACUUUGCACCUAGGUAAUAGGCCGCUAUUGUUGUGUGCAAGCACAUUUCUUGUGGGGAAAAGGACCCUUUCAUUUCUCUAAAGCCCCUCAAGGGAAAACUUCCAGUCUACUAUAGGGUUUUUUUUUCACGCAAGGAAGCAAUCUGUUCUAUGAGUUUGGUACAUAAACGCCUUUCUGCGGCUAGAAUCUUUGGCACACUUGUUUGAGAAUAAAUCACUUAAUUUGUAUGAUAAUGUGUACAAAUAUUUUGAUUGGUCAUUGAUCCCAAUGCUACAAGUAUUUUGGUGCAGCUCAGGGAAGUGGAUUGGGAUAUACAGGAUUAUUAUUAUUAUUAUUUAAUUAAAUUUAUAUACUGCCCUUUUUCAAAGAUCUUCUUAUCAGGACAAGUUAAUUGUUGUUUACUGUUGUAACAAUUGUUUUCUCAAAAUUUAUCUUCUGUACCAUGAAAAUAAAUAAUAACAGUAUUAAAAAAUAAAACACAAGUAAAUAAUUAAACCAUAACAACAAAACAAUAACUCCCCCUCCUUGUUUGUUUCAGAAUGUUGCUUAUGGAAAGCAACAACUAAUGAACUGUUACAUUUAAAAUAAAGAAAGAAAGCUAAAUGUAUUAUGAAAGUUAAUUUUUAAACAAACAUAAGUAUUUGUCUUAUAAAUGAGCAAGUCUGAUUCCCCCUGAUAUAUGCAUUACGGUAAAGAAUACUGAUGUUUUUUCUUCAAUUAUAUAUUCAAUGCCUGACAUUGCUAAGUUAACAAAGAAGGCUAUGCAGAAGCUAUAUUGCAGCUUUUGACAGUAAUACCAUAGACAUCUGAUGCUCUCUGAACCUUUUCUAGUAAAAGAUUAUCCAGGAUCUCAGUGGAGUUUUUUAAACCCCAAGAUGCUGUCAAGAAACGAUAUUAUAGCUAAAUAGAGUAUCUAUGCACAUUUAAUCUUUCUUUCUUUUUUUUACUAAGCUAUAGCCCUAAAGGAGAAAGCACUGAAACAAAAUUCUCAGAAACCUUAUGUAUUGCCUUUGAUAUUAAUGAACUGACACUUUCAGUAAAAAUUGUGCUAGAGACAUUUUCAGAAAAAAAUUCUAAAUGCACUUAGGGCUGCUACACUUGGUUUGCCAGUACGGAAAUCUUAGUAUACUUAGUUUGUGCCAUUUGUGAAUAGUACCCAUUUAAAUUUUCUCUUUUUUUCAAUAAAAUGCCCAUCGGUCUUAGUGGAGACUGACUGGAAGUUGGCAACAACAGGAAAAAUGAAAUUAUGCAUAUAUUUUAUUGCUUGUGGCGUAUGAAUAUGCUCCAACACACAAUUUGAGUGUUACAGGUUUAAGAGCUGCAGGUUUCAUUCUUGAAACAAACAUGGAUAUACAAUUGCAGCACUGAACCCCUUUACUCAUCUUCACUUCUUUGCAUGCUGCUUAGAGGUCUAAUUAUGAGGCCUAAUUUGUUACUGGGACGCGGGUGGCGCUGUGGGUAAAACCUCAGUGCCUAGGACUUGCUGAUCGUAAGGUCGGCGGUUCGAAUCCCCGCGGCGGGGUGAGCUCCCGUCGUUCGGUCCCAGCUCCUGCCCACCUAGCAGUUUGAAAGCACCCCUAAGUGCAAGUAGAUAAAUAGGUACCGCUUUAUAGCGGGAAGGUAAACGGCGUUUCCGUGUGCUGUGCUGGUGCUGGCUCGCCAGUUGCAGCUUUGUCAUGCUGGCCACGUGACCCGGAAGUGUCUUCGGACGGCGCCGGCUCCCGGCCUCUUGAGCGAGAUGAGCGCGCAACCCUAGAGUCGGUCACGACUGGCCCGUACGUGCAGGGGUACCUUUACCUUUAAUUUGUUACUAGAGUCCUUUCAGUCAUCAUUAAAUAACCUGGAGGCCUGAAAGUGCUCUCAUGUCAUCUUCACAGAGCUUUGUGGUUAGUGUAACCUGGCUUCAGUUUUUUUUCCUGUUAUAUGAAAUAAUAGUGUGUAUAUUCAACACUCAAUCCACAUUGGAUCCCCAAAUAGUUCACAUGUCUUUUUUGGAUUUCUGUGCUGAUAGCCUAUAACAGCAACAGAUUCUUCUUUAGGCAGAAACUUUGUGAAAGUGGAUUCAGAAGGUGCCACCCACUACUAUUCUUGAAAAAGAGACACAGGGUCAGUCUUCAACAGCAGCUGCACAUGAGCUAUGUAUACAUAAAGCAUGAAUCUUGUGGGGCGAAAUGCAUGGAUACAAUUUGAAAGGAUUUUGGAUUUCAGACUUAAUAGACUGACGUUGCCUAGACUGACAUGGAAGCAUAUCUAUUUGAAAAGACAGUAGCUCAGAAGAUGGUUCAGAAUGACUUCUCUUCAGAUUGUAUGCUACAGAUUACAUUUCACCAUUUGGCCAAUAUGUUUCUGUGAGAGAUAAAUCAAAAGAGUUUGUAUUUCUUUUAUCCAUGAGGAAAAGUUUCUGUUCUUUCCUCUGGCGUCAUGUUAUCUAGUAAAACAAACACAGCAUUUGGACCCAAUAAAUAUCUGCAUUUUAUUGUGGGCCUGCCAUUUUUUGGUUAUAUGAGUGAGUGUCAUCCUAUAUUCACUUUCUCUUUGAUUAACAAGCCACUUUUUUUGCUUAAUUAUUUAUUAUUUAAAUGUUUUGCCGGUUUUUUGUUUUUGUUUAUUGGCCAAGACCUGUUAUUAGCUCUCAUUCUGCAUGAGAUUAGGUUGCAACAACUAGACCAAAUAUGGCAACUUAAUUUUGCUUGUAGUAAGGACACAACAGAAUUCCAUAGGAUAACUCAAUGAAAUUUCAUUCCUCCCCUCUGGCAUUCAGGAAGGGUAAUUUCCUUAAGAAGUACAGCAAACCACAGAGGGCAAUAUCUCUGUGUGCCAGAGUAGAACAAAUAGGAUUAAGUUGUACUGUAGAGGCUUUUUCAACCUGCGUGACUGAACACUACUUUCACAGGUUUGAAAGAACCAGUGGAUUGUAACUGGAAAGAAAACAUGGCAAAUGUUCCUCUUUGUAAAGUACAAAAACUAUGACACCGGUUUUUAGAUGCUAGGUGUCAACUUUGAAAUGCAAAUUGUUACAGUAAUGUACUAAAAGGUUUAAUACUUAGGUCUAUGCAAUUUAGAGCCCCAGAUCCUCCUUUACAUAUUAGCGUAUUUCAUUUUCUAAGAGUUAGGAAAGGGUAAGCUAAUAAGGAAGUAAAAUGGGCUAUAAAUGCUAUAUUGGAUUUAUUUAACAGAACACUUAUUUAAGAGAACACAAGGAACAUCCCUUACAGCAGCCUUGAAAUGAUGACAUAUGAAAAAAGCUUGUUUCCCAUUUUGGUCUCUUGAACACUCUGAAUGAUCAGUGCAGAAAUACAGUGGUACCUCUAGAUACGAACGGGAUCCGUUCUGCGCAUGCACGUGACAUCAUUUUGAGCGUCUGCGCAUGCGCAAGCGGAGAAACCUGGAAGUAACACGCUCCAUUACUUCCGGGUUGCCACUGAGCGCAACUCGAAUGCGCUCAACUCAAAGCGUAUUCAACCCGAGGUAUGACUGUACUUCAAUGACCAGGAUAAUUCUUCCACAUUCUGCUAGAAUUGAAAUAAAAUAUUUGGUAGCAUGAGUUCUGAUAACACAGCUAUGUUCCAGGUCACAUAGAACAUUUAAACCUAAUACAGUGGUACCUCAAGUUACAGACGCUUCAGGUUAUGCGAUUUCGGGUUGUGCACCGUGCCAAACCUGGAAGUACCGGAACGGGUUACUUCCGGGUUUCGGCGCUCGUGCAUGCGCAAAAACACUAAAUCACACUUUGCGCAUGCGCAGAAGCGCCGAAUCAUGACCCGUGCAUGCACAGACGCGGCGCUGCGGGUUGCGAAUGUGCUUCCUGCACAGAUCACGUUCUCAACCCAAGGUUCCACUGUAGAAAGUGUUAGGUGUGGUUUUAUUAUAGGGUUGCCAUACAGGACAUAGCUGGGAAUUGGCCAUUGGAAACAUUGUCUGGGUGGAAAUAGCUGAAAUGUCUGGGGAAAUCCGGACAUAUGGCAACCCAGGUUGGCAGUGUCAUUUUUUUUACAAUUUCCCUUAGAAAAUGGCAGGGGUUGGGUUGCCAGCCUUCACAUCAUGUUUGUAGGCGUAUCUGUAACACAGAAUUGGUCUGCGGCCUGGUGCAUGAAACCAGCUUCCCAUAGAGUACAUCCAUGGUGGGUCCUGCCAUCUUCUAUUCUGUGGACAUCAAUGGGAUAGUGAAAAAAUGGCUAAACAUGAUACUCAGAUAAAAGAAGAUAUCUGAGGCAGAUAAAUAAAUAUCUAAUCAGCCAUGUUAACAUAACUAGAGAUGGAUUAUUCAAAUUCAGCCAGAGUUUUCUUUUUAAAUAAGUCAAAUGUUGAGAACAUUUUGCUGUUAGCCUACACAGCAAAUAGAAAACACACUAUGCAAUUUCCUUAGAACUGUUAUAAGCAAAUGCUUAAAGUCUAUGUAAUACAGUUUUAGAUUCUAAAAUACAUUUCCUUCAGACACCAGUUUGCAUUUCACUAAAACUGACUAGCAUGCCUCUUCUUUCUAAGAAGUCUACCUAUAGUCCUCAUUUGGUAUUAGAAAUUGCUUAGGUGAGCGGUUUGGCUGAAACCAAAUAUUGGAAAAUGCAAAUAAGUGAUCCCAUGUAUUUCUAAGCAAGUCAGAAAAUCAAUUUAUAAUGUUCUGUAAGCACUGAGAGAGGAAGCCUUUAUAAAUAUAUUAAAAAGAUGAGAAACCUUCUGGGGCUUUAUGAUAUAUUAUUUAUACAGCAUGAAGCCAAGUGUUUCAGUAUGAGAAAGCAGCAAAGAGGUAUAUGAAACUGAAUUUUUAAAGACUGGAUUGCGACUGACAAAAAGAAAAAGACAAUGCUUAAAUGGAAUGUUGAGAAGAAGAUGCAGGUGUUGCUGGUUUUGAUUGUGAUAAUAUCCCUCCCUACAUUUUUAACUGAAUUGACACAAAAUGAAGUUUGCCAGGCAAUUUUGUUUGGAAUUCUGGAGACAAGCCAUUUUAGUGACAUCUUCAUGCCAGAUAUUUACCAGUGCAACCUUAUCGAAUGUGUAUUCGGACCCGCAAGCCAUAAUUUCCCCAGAUAACCAUAAUACACUUGCAGUGAAACACACUGUGUAUCAUAUUUUACGUAAACAAAGUAAGGUGGCAUAUUUUAUUGCUCUAUUAUAUUUUAGGGUAGUGUGUGUGUUUUUUUAAAAAUAUUUUUUAUUAACUGGCCAAUCAAAUCAAAUUAAAUCACAUCACAUAAAUUCCGAAUUACAAAGCCGAAUUUUAAAUUUUGUUGGGGGGACCCAUAUUUCAAGAUCCGAAGGGGGAUUCUGAUCAUCUUCUUGCUACUGCGUUAAUGUCCAAAUCAGUCCAAAUCAGUCCAAACAGAGUUCAUAAUUCUAUCCAGUCUUAUCUUGCUGUUUCCACAUCACAUCUUGUUUAUAUAUUUUCUCUUUUUUCUUUAUGAUCUCUUCUGAUAGUCUCCUUAAGCCGAUAAACACCAAUAAUAAUAAUAAUCCUGUGUGAAUUUUCCGUUCUUCCAUUCCUCAAAUCGCUCUUUCUAUCUCACAAAGCUGUCGCUCUUAAGUCCCUCUGAGGAGUUUCACCCACAAUAUAUAAACAGCUCUAUUUCUCUCUUUCUCCUCCCAGACUCAAGACCUCCGACAGAACUUCCCAAUAUGGCGACAGCAUUUUAAACUGCGUCAUUCCCAAGCUCUUAUACAUUCCUCGCUCUUCUUAAAACAUGCUUUGGUUCGAAAGUUUAUCUCCACACAGCCUUAAAUCCACAGCUUAAGUCCUUAUAACGACAUUUCUGACUCGUGACUCGUGAGGGGAGGGGAUUCUUGUUAAUCACAUAAGAAAAUAAAGGAAAGUUUUUUCCCCCUCCCCCAUCAGUCAUUUGCCAUACCGUGUCUUGACAUAUCUUCUCAUGUUUUAUUCUUGUCUUGUUUUAUCAGAGAUCUCUUCUAUAGCAGUCUUUACUCCCCUCCUUCCUUGAAAUAUGUGCAUUCCUUCAUCCAAAUUGUUUUCUUUUGAAGUUCUAGCAGCUAGUGGCGCGAAUCAGGGACGGCGUCCAGGAGUGCCGGAAUCCCACAGGAGGGCUUUGUGCCUAGUGCCCCCAUCCCCACAAGUUCGGGGGUGGUAUAGGGCACAGCAGGCAAAGGCAGUCCCCCCCACCGUCCUGGGGGGGGGUUAGGGAGGCUAAUUACUCCCAUCAUAGCCUCCAAAUUACCUCGUGUGGGUCGGAGAGAUGUUAUUGUCAGCCAUCUUCCUAUGCGUCCCCUAGUGGCCCCAGGGUAGUGUGUGUUUUAGCAUAGAGUGGCUGGGGAAACCCAGCCAGAUGGGUGGGGUAUAAAUAAUAAAUAAAUUAUUAUUAUUAUUAUUAUUAUUAUUAAUUAUUAUUAUUAAUUAUUAUGCAAGCAGGUGCACUAUGCAAACUCUUCCUAAGUCAGAACUGGAGAUCUUAAAAGUUGGCAUACUUCUACGCUAAUAGAGAGGUGCCCAGGAGCUUAUCCUGCUGCAGUACUUGGAAGCAGAGCUAAACCUGUUCUCCCAACACCACACACUGCACUGGAACAACCUCCGAACAUGCUUUAUUGGGUUCUAUUUAGGAUAAAUUGGUCUUGGAUUAAAAUUUAACAGAAUAAACAAGACUUCAAACUACAAUAUCAGUUACUUCAGGCAUUUCUUUAGAAAGUUAUUGUAUUAAAAGGUAUCUGAAAAGCUAGCCAGGCUUUUCUUUUAAAAAUAUGUUCCAAAUCCGAAUGACAAUUUGCUGUUGCAUGAUAGAAUCAACUCUUUCAAAUAAUUCUUGUUAGUACUUCAUUUCUUUGCUGGAGGUCUUCAGGCAGAGGCUGAACAAACAUGUGCUGGGAAUACUUCAACUCUGAAUUUAAUGGAUGACAUUGAAGUAAAUGGUCCACAAAUCCAGUUCUAUAAAUAUGAUUCAUUCUCUCUGCCUUUUUUUUAAGGGGGGCUUAUUUCUCCCUAUGAAGUACCUUGUAAAUGAUGUUGUUUAUGAUAGUCUUCAUUCUUCCCAAGAGCAUAAUCUAUAGAUGGAUUUUGCUGUCAUUUAUACAUGUGGAUAUUUCAGAAUUCAGAUUAGAAGUAAAAUGAAAUAUUCUGUCAGUUUUUCUGCCCACAGAAGGGGAAGUGGGGACCUGCAGAAUUCAACUGAGCUCCAGUUAGCAGGUUGCAAGAAGAAAAAUGCAUUUUUAAUAAGGCAGAAUUGUCUCUGAUGGCUGUUAAUGGAUUCUGGAGAUCCAUAUGUGUCAGAAGAGAACUGUCUUUGAGGAAGAAGGAAAUAUAAAGCAAGAAUAAUCAAUACCUCAUAGAUACCUGAAGGAGUCCAUAAUUUGGGAGGUGGGGGAACUGUAGGGGGUAAGGGUGCAUACAAAUAACUUUUUAUGUCUGUACCGUUUUAUUAAUAAAUGAGAAAAACAUUUCACUUUUAUUAUAAACUAACACCUGCUGCAAAAUGGUGCUAGCCAUUCCUUUCUUAUGAUUUACCCACUCUUUAAAGCCAGUAGAAUUUAAAAAUGAGCAGGACAGACUAGAUACGUAGAAGCACAGACAACAGAUUUUUCAAAAGAGUCCUAUAAACAUUUCUAGGGCAGGCCAGUGCUUUUCCUGUUCACAGUGGUAGAAGGGUUUUUUGUGUUUUUUGGAGAUUAGAAACAUUUUUUUCUUUUUAGUGUUUAACCUUGUGUAUGAUACCAAGGAAUUUGGUGGCAUAAAAUAAAAUACCGUAUUUUUCGCCCUAUAGGACGCACCUAAUUUUUUUUGGGGGGGAAAUAAAGGGGGAAAAAAUUAUCCCCCCCAGGCGCGGGGCUUCCCACGGCUUGCGGAGAGCUGCGCGAAGCUAAGCCUGGGCGCGCUGCGCCUCCCCGCUGUCCUAUGGGCCGGUGCGCUGUCCCCCGAGCCCGCUUCUCCCCGCAGCCAGCCUCCAACCCAGGUUGGGGGAUAGCGGGAUGGCGGCGUUCUGCCUCCCCACUGUCCCCCGAGCUUGUGGGGCUGGCGGUGGGGCUCUCCUGAAGCCUGGAGAGCGAGGGGUCGGUGCGACCGGCCUCUCGCUCCAGCUCAGUGCUCAUUCGCCCAUGGGGCCACACAUUUCCCCUUCAUUUUUGGAGGGGAAAAAGUGUGUCCUAUAGGGCGAAAAAUACGGUAAAAACAAAUUUAUGUAAGUGAUUUUGAUAUUUCUCGUAUAAUAAUAAGGGUGAGGGGAGUUAAAUCUGUCUAUACUUGAUAUUUUAGAGAAAUUACUAGGUUUGUGUUAUUUUACUGAAACUUUCCAAUCAUAAAGACUUCUCAGUAGGAAGACGUUUGUGAAACUGCAGGAAUUUGAAUUCAAGUUCUCUCAAAACACAUGCAAAAUCUCUAAGGAAGAUGAAUAAAAUUGUGUGUAGUUCUUUGAGAUCAUUACACUAAAGCCAGUUUGUACAUCUGCCCCUAUCAGUCUUAUUAUUUCAGCUGUUUAAAUGUGCCACCGCAUGAGGUCUUUUAUUUGAAAAUUUAUAUAUAGCUAUUCACAUCACUUUCCCUCCAGAGACUUUUGACUCCCCCCUACUUCAUCUUUGUUCGGAGGGGGGCUAUUAUUCCUUUUAUUGCUACUGUCACAGAAAACCUUAUAGUCUAAACCAUUUAAGGAAGUAAUCCCUAGAGCCAUCCUGGGCAAACAUCCAGACAUGCAACGAUUCCCAAAAGAAAGACAUUCUCAGAGACAAAGUGGGGGAGAAUAUUUUUGAUUUGGGAAUAUCAGUCUUCAGCAGAGGGUUAUGAUCAAGGGACAGAUAGGCUUCUGAAAAGCAUUUAGAUAAGGAAUACUAAAAAAUAUAAACUAGAAUGCAUUAUUUAUGUAACUUGCUAAUGUGAGGUUAAAAAACAACAGAAAAGAGACAUGUUAAAACAGACUCUGCCUCCCGGUCAGUUUAGGGUUUUCACUUAGACCAGGAGUUGCCAACCUUUCUGGACUCAUUGGCAAAAUUUCAUAUUGGAGAAACAUUUCUGGGGAUCACAUAUCAAGCACACACCACAACCUAUUCUGUUGGGUUUGUAUUCUAAUGUUUUUUUCUAGUCUGAUUUCAGCAGAGGGCAGGGUCCCUGUGAAUGCCAAGGAAGGCUUCUGUGGGAAAUGUGUUGGGUCUAAGUAAAACAAAGGCAAAGGUUUGGGGAGAUCUGGCUUGGCGGCAGUACAUGUAAAGAGGAUAUAGUUGUCUUAGCUGAUCAUAAGCUGACCAUGAGCCCGCAGUGUGAUGCAACUUCUCAAAAAGCUAAUGCAAUUCUGGGCUGCAUUAACAGAAGUAUUGUGUCCAUAUCAUGGAAAAAAAAAAAUUCAUCUCAAUUUUGUGCUGGUCGGGUCAUGUAUUGACAAAGUGUCCACUGACAAAAUGGACUGUUGCCCAUAAAAGGGCAGUCUAUGAGAAACAGUUGAAAGUACAGUGGUACCUCAGGUUAAGUAUUUAAUUCAUUCCGGAGGUCCGUUCUUAACCUGAAACCGUUCUUAACCUGAAGCACCACUUUAGCUAAUGGGGCCUCCUGCUGUUGCUGCGCCGCCAGAGCCCGAUUUCUGUUCUCAUACUGAAGCAAAGUUCUUAACCUGAAGCACUAUUUCUGGGUUAGUGGAGUCUGUAACCUGAAGCGUAUGUAACCUGAGGUACCACUGUACUUAGGUGUACUUGACCUGAAGAAGUUCUGAAGAAUAUUUGGAAGAGAUGUAGGGAGCAGUCGUUCAGACAAGAAGCUGGCAUAAAGCAAGCCAACGCCAAUUAAACCAGCAUAAACUUGCACCCAAGCCUGUCAGAGGGGAAACAAGCCUUUAAAAGAAUGUUUGACUUAAACACACACCCUUUUUUGCAGUUGACAUGACUGAGCUGAACAGAAUCCAAUUUCAGUCCCUGCUGCCCAUUCCCACCUCUGGGGCACCCCUUUUGGGGGGCUUACGCCAGCCUUUGCUCAACCAGCUGAGCCAGGAUGCCAGCUGAGCUUGAGAUCCUAAGCUCAUCCUGACAGAUCUUGCAAAAGGAUUGCACCUCUAAAUGGAGUUUAAUGGCCCUCUGAAGUACUGCACUUUGUUGUAGGGUAAAUGUGCUGCUGUGAUUUGUUGAUUGCCUAAGAUACAGAUGUUUUCCUCUGAAGAAGCGCUUCUGUUGCUAGGAUAUUGCACUUCCCCAGCACUCAGACCACAACAUCUUGUUUCUGGAAGAAAUGCUAGUCCCUCAGGAGAUAGUACUGUUGUUUCAAAAACAGUGGUCAUAUCAAAAUUAUUUCUGUGAAAUGUUAUAGGAAUCUGUUGAUGAAUGCAUCAUUAAUAAGAUGACCGUAUUGUUUGUAAACAUUUCUUUUCAGUUAUUAUGUUUCAAAAAAUUCAUAAAGCACUUCAUCAAAACAUAGCAUUGAGCAAAAUAAUUAGCAAUAAAAAGAGGGGGGGAUUAGUAAACUAAAAAAAACCAUAGCUUACUUAGGUGGAACAUUGGCUUUGGUUCCUUAAGUAGAAAAUAAUCAAAAUCAACAGUAACAAAAUGCCUUUAUUAAGACUAAUUACAUUAUAAAUGUUCUAAUAAAUGCAUUACUUAAUGUGCAUUUGGAAUAUAAAAAGUAAGCCAUAACUAAUUGUAUAUGACUGGAAUAGGGCAUAAUUCAGCAAAAGUUAAGUAUUUUUUAGUCACCACUAAAACAAAACUCCAAAGUGCUUAAUUUCACUUAACUUGUGACUCUUGCUUUCUUUUUAAGCAUCACUGGAAGAACAUUGUACUGGGUUUGCUGGUUUUUUUUAUACUGUACUUUUGUUGAAAUGGUUGCGGUUGUUGUUUUCAUCUUCCAGCAGUAUUAAAAAAUGAAGCUGUGCAUUUCAAGGAGUGAUAAAUGUGGCAGUUGUGAGAAGUUUGUCCCUGAUGGUAAAUAAUGGGGGUAAAAGGUCAGAUGUUUGUCCGUUGUUGAUUAAUGGCAGUAGUUUGACAGCAAAUUAAAUGUCACAUAAAAUUGGCAAAUGAUACAACAAAUCAAUACCUAGUGAGAAAAGCUGAUACAAUUAUUCUGGUAAUCAACACCAUUAGACACCCACAACUUGAUUUAAGUCAUGCAGUUUAUUACAGAGGCUUUCAUGGAAAAUGCCCGGUGUGUUCAAAAUAGCCCCCAAAGUAUUCAAGUCAAGAGGCAAUAAUAAAAACAAUCCCCAGCAGCUGAGGCAGCUGAUACCCUUGUUAAAAGUUAGGAGUAGAUGACAGCCAUACACCUAUUAAAAUAUAGCAGCAGAUAUCAGGGCAUGCUCACAUCGCUCUUAUAAGUUCAAAUAAAGGUUUCUUUAACUUAGUGUGACAUGCAGUCAUCAUAUACUGUAUAAGUUGACUAGUUGGCAUAGUUACUACUCAAGGUGAAUCACUGUCUUGAUAUCUAAUAGCUGUUCUCAGGCCCAUUGCCACCUGAAGAUGAGAAACUAAGGUUGUAUACACACUAUAUUUUUAAAGCACAUUUGAAGCACAUUUAUUCCCUCAAUAAAUUCUGGGCACUGUAGCUCAAAAUACCAGACAACAAUUAUCAGACUUUUAGAAGACAUCUGAAGGCACCCCUGUUUAGGGAAGCUUUUAAUGUUUGAUGUAUUACAGUAUUUUAAUAUUUUUUUGGAAGCUGCCCAGAGUGGGUUGGGGAAGCCCAGCCAGAUGGGCAGGGUAUAAAUAAUAAAUUAUUAUUAUUAUUAUUAUUAUUAUUAUUAUUAUUAUUAUUAUCAUCAUCAUCAUUAUCAUCAUCAUCAUCACCCCUCACAGAGUUGCCAUUCCAAGCACCCUUAAGAAACCACACUGCCCAUAAUUCUUUGAGGAGAAAAAUGUACUUUGAAGAUAAUAGUGCGUAUACAGCCUAAGCCUCACUCAAAGAAUCUUAUUUCUGAUUAAAAAUGCGUAAGUUUGCAUUGCGCAAACUUUGUUUAAUUUUGUUUUAUUCAGGUUCAGAAAGGCAAAGCUUAUCACUUAUUUCAAUAUGCAGAGAAACAUGCAUUUAGGAGCUGGCCAGGACUAUAUCUGUUGGGAAAUCAUAAGAACCAUAUAUCUGCUAUUUUGCCAGCCUAGCAUGGGGGAGUUUUAUCUGUUAUUUUUCUCCUAUAAUUUCACUACACCUUGCACAGUUCAAUAACUUCUUGUUGUAUUGCUACAUUUCCUCAGAUCAUUUGUUGUGCCUUGUAACUUCUAAUCACAUGUAUAUAUACUUUAUAUAGAUUCUAAUUCUGCUUAGUAUUAGAUAUGCUUGAAAAACAACCACAGUGUCAGGGAAGUGUUACAACUAUUGAUGUAAAAGCAACAUUGACUGGGUUUUUAUUUACAUAAUUUAUACUCUGCACUGUCAAUAUAUUUUUUGUGUUCCCAGGGCAGAUAACAAAGUAGAAUUGCAGAAUAAUUCUAGGCCAGAGGUAGAUUUAGGGUAGCACGACUGGUUCCACCACACUGAGUGCUGAGCCUAAAGGGCAAUGCAGAGUACCUUGAAUGUGAUGUAGUAAACUGAGCAGAAAAGAAGGCGGGGGCAUCAAAUUUUGGCCUUGCACAGGAUGCUGUUGAAAUUUGAAAGACCAAAGUCCACCCCUGGGAAUAGAAUACCAUAUUUUUCGCUGUAUAAGACACACUUUUCCCCUCCUAAAAGGUAAGGGGAAAUGUGUGUGUGUGUCUUAUGGAGUGAAUGUAGGCGGGAGGCUCUGCUCAGUGUGGAGCUUGUGUGCAGCUCUUGGGGGCUUUUCCCCGAGGAGGGAGAAGGGCAGCCCGUCAGUCCCUUCUCCCUCCUCGGGGAAAAGCCCCCAAGAGCCGCACACACGUUCCGCGUGCUCUUUAAAGGGAGCGCGGCUCUUGGGGGAGCCUUCCUCCCACUGCCCACGAUUCCUGGCUCAUAGGACAGCUGCGAGCAGCAUCUUCUUGCCCAUGUCUUGCCCAUGUCUGUGAACCCUUUCAAUACUAUUCCACUGCGAGGAAGAUGUGUGGGAGAUACACUGGGUAAUGUGAAAGACCUCAUAGUUUGGCCCAACUGAAAGUUGUUGUGCUCUGCACACUUAGCUUGAGAGUCAGCUAUGCCAAACCUCCUGCUGGAUCAGCAAGCAUAAGGUCAAUUGCAUUUCAAGUAUUUUAUCUCCAAUACAUUUCAUGUAUUUUUAUUUAAUGAGCUUGUAGAUCCGUCUGAAAUUCAGUGAAUGUUGUAUUGCCAAUUGUCCUGUGUCUUCCCACAUGUAUGCCUUUAAAAAAACAAAAUCCCUAAAAAACCCCUGAUGUGAACCUCUGUUCUGCAAAUAGCACUUCCAUCACUAUUCACAUUGUGUGCACCUCUUAUCAAUUGAGCCAUUUGCUUGCAUGUCUGUAUAAUCUGGGUUAUUCUAUUAUGUGUCCAGAAAAAGGCUGACUGUUAUUGGAGACAGGCGGCUAUUCUGCAUGGCUCAUUGUUUUGACACAGUAUGGUAGUUAGUUCCUAUUAUGCUGAUCAGUGCCUUGCAUUAUUUUUCCAUUCACGAGCUCCAUAAGUGCUUUCCUUGAGUUGUCUUGUUCUGACCUACAGUAAGAGCUGGGCUCUCAGUGAGAUACAUGCUUUCUAUUUUUAUUCACUGGGGGACUGAAGUAUUGGAAAACCUGUCCAUUUGGACUGGGGGGAAGGGGGUUAAGAGGGAGGGAGUGCUUCCUGUCACUGACAAGUGAUUUCCCCAGCUAAUUCUUUAGCUGAAGUCUGUGAAGCUGCACUGUGGGGACACCAGGAAAAAUGCUUUUGUUCAGUGUCUUAAAACCACAGAUCAGCCAUCCAUAACCAUAGAGUCUGAAUGGCGAGAAAUACUUGGUGAACAUUCUGAUUGUACUGACAUCGGAGCUACAACUUUCUCCCCUGCUGUUCCAAUUGAACUGUGCAAUUUCUGUUUCGCACCUCAGGUCUAAGGCAGCCCAUGCCCCGCAAAGGUUCAGAAGUGAUCAAAGCUUUCAUUAAAACCCAGUCUGAAAAAAAUAAAUUCCACGUGGUGUGGCAUGUAAUCUCUAAAUGGGAUUUUUGUUUUCCCUCUAUAACAGUAACAUUGAUUCAAGGCCAGUGGUCUCGUCUGGCUAAAAACAUUAACACAAUAUAUUCAGGCUGCUGUUUGUUACACAAAGCAUUUCUUUCAAAGGGCAUUCUCUUCUCCCUUGCCCCCUCACAUCACUAUUUCUGCCGUUUAAAAGCAUCCGAGAAUGAACGUGAACCUUGGAUGUGAAAUUCUUGCCUCCUUCAAAGCAUUGUUUGCCUCUUUAUUUUUAUAUGUCAUUAGAAGGAUGUUACUACAAGGCAAGAGGAAGUUGGGGGUCUAUAUGCAUCAGAGCUAAUUUGCAAAUACAUAGAGGACUCACAAUCUGCUGACUAUUCAGAGUCCUAUUCACUUGUUGUGAGCAGAAGAUUCAUUAGGGAGCUUUGCUGACUCUGACAUCUGUUAAGCCCCUUGUGGUGUGAUGUCUGCAGUAAACAUAUUGUUCAUUCCAUCAAAAGCAAUACUUACAGCAGAAUUCUGUUCAUGUCUACUCAGAAGUAAAUCCAGUUGCGCUCAGUCGGACUUGAUCCCAGCUGAGUGUGUGUAGAAUUGCAGCCUUUAGUUAUAGGCAAAUAAGUAUUCAGAAUAGCCAGGCAAGGACACAUCAUAAAAUGCUUGAACAUUCUACUUUUCCCAGAAGGGACCAAAUGUCUCCCUCUCUUUUUAUGAUUUUUUUUUUUUUAAACCAAAGAGCAUCUUUCAGAGUACAUCUACCAAAAUUCUAUGGAUUCCAUUUUAAUUAGGAAUACUUAAGCAAAGAGUUAGCAUUCAGUGCAAUGAAAGCUAAUGGUACCAUCUCAUUUGACCUCUCUGAAAACAUACAUGUUCUGUGAUGGAAGAUACAUUAUUUUAGGUAACAAUGUAGAGGAAGAGUCAGAGCCAUUCUUCCUUCAUUACCUAUGCCUUCAUUUAUUAUUUCAGUAUGCAAACCUUACACAAAAUGGAUGAUGUUGCCAUCACGGUAAAUGAUCCAUAAACCAGGAACAGCAUAAAAUCUAUCACAUUGUAAAAGGUCACUUGACUGCCUGACUAGAGUGUUAAAAUCUGACCUGUGGAAAUUAACUUUCUGAGCAAAAGGGGCAGUUCAGCUGUUCCUUCACACCUAACUCUCUCAACAAUGCCAUCAGUAGAAUAAUGUGUCUGUAGAAACAAUUGGCCCCAUCUGGUUUAGUAUUUCAUCAUUGUUCCAGAGUUGUAGGGGUUGGCAGAAAAGGAACAGGGAGGAAUAGACACAGGGAUGGAGGUGAAAGUAAAAACGGGGGUACAAAGGGGGCUGCUGAGGGAUGGGAUAGAAGGAGACCACUAGUGCCACCCUUCAUCCAUAAAUGACAGGCUGGUUUACAAUAUAAAAACACAAAAAUAUAUAGCAUAAUAGCAAACAAAAUCAAUUACCCCCACAGUUUAAAAGGGCAUAGAUUGUUCGAUUAGCCAAAGAUAAGAGGAAUGUUUUUGCUUGGUGCCUAAAGAUAGGUAACAAACGCACCAGGCAAGCCUCCCUGGUGGGGAACCACCACAGAAAAGGCCCGUUUUCAUGUUGCUGCCUCCUGGACCUUUCACAGAGUAGGCAUAUGAAGAAGGACCUUAGGUGAUGAUCACAUGGUCCAGAUCGUUUCAUAUGGGGAGAGGUGGUCCUUGAGACAUUGUGUAAAUAUAAAGGUAUGUGGAUUAUAUUCAAGAGCCUUUUUUUUUUUUUUUGCUUUUGGAACCCUUCUGUAGUUGCCCAAAUCCCAUAUUUCACACUAGAAUCUCCUGUGGCAGAAAAUGUUUAUAAGUAAAAAAAAUUCCAUAAAAAUGUCAGAGCUUUUACACCAAUUGAUUUGAACACCGACACAUUUGUUAUCCGGCAUUGCUGUGCUCCUUUCCAUAGGUUUUUAAAGUGUAUGUGUGUAGGGUGUGUUUUUGCACUCUUUUUGUCAAGGUUGAUUCAUUCAUUCAUUCUUUAAAAAUUAAUUUUGUGCCUGGCUUCUUUUCUGGGUGCUGGACUAAUUGCCGUUUGGGUAUCUGGAUGACAUUCCCUUCACAAUCACAAUACGAGUGCUAAUUAAUCUCACUUCUGUUCUCAGAGAAAGGAGCACCAAUAAGAAUGCUGCCAAACGCCACAAAGAAAGAAGAAAAUGGCAGAAGCCUUUUGUGGGCAGCUGCUCCAAGGCUGAUGAGCAUUACAUUGAAAAAUAGAUACAUGCUAACUAUUGAGUAUUUACAACAACAGUCUCUUACAUGGCACACAAUCACACCAAAUUUGUCGUCCCCGUCCCCCCGAGCUUUCAUGUUAUCAUCUUUGUUCAAUCUUAUUUGAAAACACUAGUAUUUCGUAUGCCAGGGAAAAGCAAGAUGGGACUCCAGAGUGAGUUUAUUAGAAGAGCUAUCCUUAAGGAAGCUAGACUGUCUUAAGGGAAACAAACAAAAAAACCUGUCCUGCAAACCUUACAAUUCAUUUUCUUUCCUUCUGUUUUUGCAGGUCAGAAAAUCCUUCACCACAGAAGUGAUGUCUUAGAAACUGUAGUCCUCAUCAACCCUUCCGAUGAAGCUGUCAGUACUGAGGUAAAUUCAUCAAUAAUGUAUAAAUGAAUGCAUUGUACACAGCAGACAUAAAAUAAAUAAAUAUCAUAAGAGCCAGGACAUUGAUGUCCAUCUCUGAAAUCUGGGCUGACAUUUUUAUGGCCCACCAAUGUCUUGAAAACAGACAUUAUUUUGAAAAUAAAAUAAAAUAUAAGAAUCCUCUGCUUCCCAUUAUCUGCCUUUUCCUUGUCAAAGUUCUGUUUGCCUCUUUAUGAAGCAAAACCAUACCAAGAAACUUGCCGGGUCAGACCAAAGGCCUACUUAGUUUUUCACCAUGUUUUCUAAAGUGGGCAACCAGAGGCCUAUGGGAAGUCCACAAGAAGAAGAAGAGUUUGGAUUUGAUAUCCUGCUUUAUCACUACCCUAGGGAGUCUCAAAGCAGCUAACAUUCUCCUUUCCCUUCCUUCCCCACAACAAACACUCUGUGAGGUGAGUGGGGCUGAGAGACUUCAAAGAAGUGUGACUAGCCCAAGGUCACCCAGCAGCUGCAUGUAGAGGAGGAGCGGAGAUGCGAACCCGGUUCACCAGAUUACAAGUCCACUGCUCUUAACCACUACACCACACUGGCUCUCACAAGUAGGCUGUGAGGGCAAUAGCCAUUUCCUGUUGUUUCUCAACAACCUCUCCUCAGAGGCCUCUGAUCCUAGAGAUACCAUAUUAACCAUAAUUGACUAGGAGCCUUCUAUUCCAUGAAUUCGUCUAUUCCCCUUUUAGAAUCAUCAAAUUGAUUACAACCAUGGUUGAACUUGUGGGAGCGAACUUCAUAGUUUAACUAUGUGGUGUGUGAUGUCCCUCCUUUUGUCCAUCCGGUCCAUCUUCAAACAUUCAGUUUCAUUGGAUCACCCUGGGUUCUAGCAUUAUGAGAAAGGAGAAAAACCUCUAUCACUUUCUCUACACCAUUUUAUAAGCUUCUGUCAUGUUCCUCCUUGCACACAUAUUUUUUGAAACUAAAAAGCCCCAAACGCUGUAACCUGUAAGAGCUGUUCGAUCAUGGAACAGACUCCCACAAGAGGUAGCGGACUGCUCUGUAACUUUGCACAUCCAUCUGGUUCCCUUUUUAAAAAAUUGAUGUCUGCUGGUACAGAGGCCAAUCUUAGUACAUUUGAGAACUCUCAGGUAGAUAUCAACCAAACCUGGUGGCUUGUUAAUUUUUGGCUUGUCAAUAAGGUAUUUAAUUUCAUCUCUUGUCACCAAUAUUUGUAUCAGCUCUUCAGAUUCUGUUCCUGAAAAGGUCAGUGUAGGCUGUACACCUUCUAUAGUGAAUACUUUGCUGCAAUCUUAUCAGCUUCUUUUGACUCUCUUCUUAUCCAAAUAUCUAAUUUUUCUACUGAACAGGGGUUUUUGCUUCUGAUGUAUUUAAACAUGUUUUUUUUUACUUGUAUGAAUAUUUUUAGCAACAUGUUUCUCAAUUUUUAUUUUUGCAUCUGUAUUAUCUGUUUGCAUUUCUUUAGCCAAAAUUUGUGUUUCCUUUCACUCUGCUUAUUUGAACAGAACUUCCAACUUCUUGUCUCUUAAUAGCAGCAGACAUAAAUAUUUCAGUUUACAAAUAGAUAAACAUUCUCUAAGUCAGUAUCUGGAGAAAGAGAGAGAGAGAGAGAGUUUCUACACAUGUUGCCUGUAUGCCAUCUAUAGCCAUCAAGAAAUAAACAGGGUGCAGGAAUAUCAGCAAAGUGGAGGUGCUGGGGUUUUUUUUGCUGAAAAAGCUAAUGGCUUUGUACAAAAGCUUAUGGCGACUUUCCCAGAGCUUUUGUGCCAAACACAGGAAACAAUAAAACAAGAUAAUUCAAUUUUUAAUAGUUUUAAUGCAAUUAAAACAGGUGAGAUUUAAGUGGCACUCAUCUGAUUGUUGAGUGCUAUCUAUUUUUGUUAAAAAAAAUGCAUGCAGAAAAUGGACUUGACCCCAUCAAGGGUAAUGUUACAUUUUUAUAUCCCAAUACAAUUAGUGACAAACCAUAAUGGGAUUUCUUUUCUCUGCUGUUCCAUGUGUUUUAGUGAAUGCCUUUGAAUUAUCUGUGGAAGGUGAGUCCUUGAACAGAAAUUCAGGGCAGUCCUGAUUUUUUUCAUGGCAUGCUUUUUUAAAAAAGCAUUUGAUUGUUUGACUGUUUAUAUACAGAUAAAGAUAGCUUGCUGAGAAAGUAUUUUGAGAGAAUUCAGUUGAUUCACCUAGCAGAAAUAGUUCGUGUAUGACAAAGUGAAUCUAUUGAAUACACUUGAGAAAUAAUGGCAGAGCAUGGGGGAUAGUAAUACAGUAGUGACAAGUAACUGAGAAAACAUAUUUUUGAUGGUGUUUGCUUUUGAUCUAAAGAAAGCCAUUCUGCUUGUUAAGUAAUCUGCUUUGAAUAUGUUUUUAUUUUUAUUUUCCCAGGCCUUCUAAACGUUAAAUGAUUUCAGUUUAUAGGCUGCAUUUGUUUUUCUGCUGCUUCAACUUGAUAGGUUUAACUUUGUCAUUUUCACUGUGCUACUGCUUCUAUUUUUGGUUAUAGUUCAUUUUGGGAUAGAUUUUUAAGAUUUUUGUUCCAGUUUAAGCUGCCUUGAAAGCUGAGCUUAUAGAGUUCUGUUCUGUCCUGUUGUGCACCAUAUUUUACAAACCCUCUUCCCCCAUCUCUGUUUGGGGAUAAAUAAAAUGCAAAGCCAGUUGCAUGCAUGUUUAUUUAGGUCAAGUAGAAGUGAUAGUCCCUGUAGAAAGCAGGAGAUAUUUUAAGGGCAUUUUUUGUUUUAAUCCUUUUCUACAGGUUCGCUUAAUGAUCACAGAUGCUGCAAGACACAAACUCCUGGUACUAACUGGGCAGAGUUUUGAAAAUACAGGCGAGCUCAUUCUUCAAUCAGGCUCCUUCUCAUUUCAGAAUUUUAUUGAGAUCUUCACUGACCAGGAGGUUUGUAUUUCACUACUCUCUAUUCUAAUGUCUUCUUCAAUAUUAGUUAUUUGCACGUUUAAUUUGUAGAUUUAUGUGCUGAACAUUCUCAAAGAAGGUGGCAAUAAAAUAACAAUAACAAACAUACUAACAAAGCAAUCCUGUGGUGGGCAGAGAAGAAUCGGGGCAUAGCAGCUGUUGUUUCCUGUGUCCUACCAAGCUCACGCUGGCCAGGGCAUGAAAUGGGGGCGGGGGGUGCUGGAGAGGAGACAAGUUUACCUACUCCAGGACUGGCUUAUUUCCCUUCCCUUCUCGAGGGCACAUCGCAGUGAUCAGGGGAACCACUCAUUAUAUGAUACCCCUCUUGUGGAAUCAGGGGUGCCAACUUGAAUGUAAUAGGGGGGGCAGGUAAGCCCCACCUGCACAAUCAAUUUCAAGAUGCAAUACCCAUCAACAGUGAGGGAGGGCUCGAAUAUUUUUGGAGGUGGUGCUGAAGGGACCUUGGCCCCUAGGAGUUGGCUCCUCUGUUUGAAAUGCUCUCCCCAGGGAAACUCACCUGAUGUCAUCAUUACUUAUAUUUAGGCACCAAGCAAAACUAUUUCUAUUCUGGCACACCUUUGGUGUUUAAUUGUCUGUGGCCUUCAGUAGGUGGGAUCUUUUAGUCCUGCCUUUUAAGAAAUAUGAAUGAGUUUUAGAUUUCCCCCUGUUUUGUUUUAUGCUGGUUUUACUGUACGGUAUACUGUUUAAUUACUAUUGUAAGUAGCUUUGAAUUACUUCUGUGAAAGGGAGGAUAAUAAGUUCAGUAAAUAAAAAGUUGGAGAGGAUCAGGAUAUGUUGGUGCUUUCCCCACGCAUUUCCCCGAGGUAUUUGUUAAAUGUUCGGAAAGUUAUACCAUAACCCUUUAUAUUACAAAGUAGACACUCAACCGAGGUUCUAUGACCCACACAGUGAUCCUUUUUCAAGUAUUUUUCUCUAUGCAUCCCAGGACGUUGUUUGAAACAAAGCUAAAAGGUGGAUGUGAAAGAAAUUCUUCCCCAGUUCCCCCCACCUAUGUGUAUAUUGUAGGGAAAUCUGUCUUUAAAAAUGAUUUGCAUCAUUCACAAUUGAUUGGAUUGAAGGCUUAUUCUGGACUUUAAACACUGAUGUCUCAAAGUGGAAAUUGAACCCAAAUCACUGGAAUUUGAACAGAUACAAACACAGAUAUUUCCGGAGUUUUUGUUUGAAAAACAGGAGGGAUUGAAAGAGAUUAUAUAUUAAAUCAAAAGGGUAUGGUGGUGGCCUGGACCUUGAGCCUACUAUACAUCAUUGUUAAUCUUGUUCUAUGGACAACAGUAUACAUGAUUUGUGAGUUUUACUCCCUAAUAUUCAAAACAUCAACAUUCCAAAACUGAAAGAAUCCAUAUCUGCUAUCUACAGAGAUGGACUAUCUGUCAAGUAGUCACUAGGGCUGUUCUUAAUUCUUUCUGUUUCUCUAGACAUUAUGUUGGCUUGCAAUUAAUGUACAGUGUCUGCAAAUUCCUGAAAGGCAAAGAACCCAUCGUAAACAGACUGUCAAGCUGAAUUAUGUAUUUUUAUAGCACUGAUACAUAGGCACAGACUGAAUCCAAGGAAAGUUUAACAGAUCUAAGCCUCAGUCAGACCAAUAUUAAGAGAAAUCUGGUCCCAUAAUAUGGGAUACUUAUGGAACAUAUGGGGUACUUUAGGAAAUUAUCAUAAUCAUAGUUAUAUUUAUACCUUGCCUUUUUCCACGACGGUACUCAAGGCGGCUUACAGAUAAAAACAAGAACCUCUAAAAAUAUAGAAAACUCAAUCAUUAAAAUACAAUUAAACAUCAAUAGAAUUAAUACUAUAUGCACAUAUUUAAUCUGUUUUAAACAUACCAAUAAUUACAGUAAAAACAGUAUGGCACCAGACCUUUCAUUAAAAGAAGUAAGUUCCCAGUAGCCUACUGGAACAAGGUAGUCUUCACCUGCCAGUGGAAGGAAAGCAAGGAAGGAGCCAGUUUAGCUUCUCUAGGGAGGGAGUUCCAAAGUAUGGGAGCAGCCACCGAGAAGGCCCUCUCCUUUGUCCCCCACCAAGUGUGUUUGUAUGAGUUCAACUAAGGCAGCAUGCUCUUCAAGAUUUCUGGUUUGGUUGUGGGAAACAGACCAAACAAACAAAUCAAUCAAUCAAUCAAUCAAUCAACCAAUCAAUCCCUUGCCUGAUUUCUAUAUGUAAGUUACCUUGCAAAGUUAGUUUUCAAAAACACACACACACAAAAACAGUUGCAUCAUGCUUCUUUAUUCCUAACAGUUCCUAGAACAUUUUUUAAGUAUUAGCUUCAUGCAAACUAUAAAUAUGUAUCUAGACUUGCAGUUUUUCAUGCAUAGUAGACAAUCUGCGGCUACUUACUGGAAUAUUGCCCACGAAAAUAUACCUUAUUAAAGAGUUAUACUGAUCGCUUUGACAUGAAGUCUCACAUUGUUUCUCUUCUUAGCAACAAACAACCCAGCCACCCAUUUUAUGAGCCUGGCCAGUUUUUUCUAAUUUAAUAUGCUAAUUUCUUUUAUCAGAUGUCUACUUUGCAAUCAUUGAGGCAGGCUACUUCAGGAUUCUGUCUCAAGGACAUACACAUAUCUGUUUUGGAAAAAAUGAGAAGCAACAUUGAAAGAAAAUGAAAUUUGAUAAAGUUACAGGUCUGCUGAUACCCCAGUUUUGCAUACUAAAAAAUGAACAUGGCUUCUAUUAUCAAUAUGUCAUAACAUUUAAAGAAAAAACCUAGAUCAUGUCUUAUAAAUGCUUCUGUAUCAUUAUAUUCUAGAAAACCUGGUGCCUUUUAUUGGCUUUCCUCUUGUAUCUUGCAGUGUUUAUUCUCCUGAGUGUUUGCUACCCUAUUAAAUAAUAGUGUUUUAGUUUCUCUGCUUGACAUUUGGAUAAGAUCUAUUUAUAUCCCAUAAGAUGGUAAUAUACACAGUUUUAGUGACAUAUGAAGACAAAACAGCUGUUCGGUCUUCUUUAUUUUCUUUUUGUUACUAUUUUCUUUUUAUAUAGAUGUUGGGUCUCUCAGGAGCAAAACAUCUGCUCUAUGACUUUGAUAACAGUUACUUUCAAAAUAAAUAAUAAAAAAUACUAUAUAUUAAAAUACAUAACAAGUGCUUGAAUCUCCAAAGGAAAUAAAUAUGUGCUUAUGGUUAUUUAUAGUUCUUUCCCAUUCUGCUAGCUAAUUAAAUUUGUGGGCCAGGAUUCUUGGCAUGACCAAUUAAUUCCUUGAUCUAAACCAUCCCUUUAGUGUACUGAAUUUUUAUUUUAUUUUAUGGCAUUUGUCUCCUGCCUUUCUAUACACAUAAACAGAGAAGCUUAUAACCAUAAAACAAUAAUCAAACAGCAAUGAAGCGACAAGCAAUUUUUUAAUGCAAUAAAGAAACAAGCAGUGUGCUUCUGAUUAUCAGUUGCUGGGCAUCGCAGGAGGGGGGAGAGUGUUAUUGUGAUCAAAAAAAGAUAUGAAAAAAUACUAAAAGCAGCAACCAGCAAUAAAAGAAAUAUAAAUAUCCCCCAGUGCCCACUAGACCAAUACCAGUUUUACUGCUCCUCUAAAAGCAAGCAAGGAUUGGGACAGGCAUACCUCUGGGAUGGGGCAGUGAUGCUCACCUGACCUGUCAACAGCACCAUGGCUUACUGGGGUGUAAAAGGGCAAGGCGGUGAUGAGGUCUUCAUGGUGCAAGAACAUAGAGCCAAUCCUGUAUUCCUACUUGCACAUUUGUACCUCUCUCCCCCACUAAAUCACAGCAGUACUGGUGGCAGGAGAUCAGGUAAGUGCCACCGCCCUGCCCCACCAACUGCAACUAUCUAUGUCUCUUGCCACCUGUCAGUGAUCUGAAUCAUAGCCUCCUCUAAACUGUCUCUUGAAUCCAGUUCUUUGUGUGCACUACACACACAACCCUGAGAUGCAAGUUUACUCAAUCAUUUAAAUGAAGAAAACAGCAAUGUGUGCACAGGUAUGCAUGUCCAAGUGCUUCCUCUGUUGUAGUAAAUGGAGAAUCCGUUGGGGGAGAAUUCACUGCAUAUAUUGGAGUCUGAAUGAAUAAGAGAAAUGUAUUUUUUUUAAAAAAAAUUAGCACGAUCCUGCCUUUCUUCUUCAAAUAGAGUACAUUAAGAAGUCUUCCUUAUUUUGAGGCUUUAGGGAGUCCUGAGAACUGCCUUUUAGUUUUAUGAAAAGUAAGUACAAUUUAGUGUAAAUUGACACAUAACAUUCCCCUUUAUGUUUUGCACCCCAGAUUGGAGAGUUAUUGAGCACGACUCAUCCUGCCAACAAAGCCAGCUUAACGCUUUUCUGCCCUGAGGAAGGGGAUUGGAAGAAUUCAAACCUAGACAGACACAACCUUCAAGAUUUCAUCAACAUUAAGCUAAACUCUGCCUCUAUCUUGCCUGAAAUGGAAGGACUUUCUGAAUUCACAGAGUACCUGUCAGAAUCAGUGGAAGUGCCAUCACCUUUUGAUAUCUUGGAGCCACCAACAUCAGGAGGUUUCCUGAAGCUUUCAAAACCUUGCUGUUACAUUUUCCCAGGUGGAAGAGGAGAUUCUGCACUAUUUGCAGUCAACGGAUUCAACAUGCUCAUCAACGGCGGGUCAGAAAGAAAAUCUUGUUUCUGGAAACUCAUUCGACAUUUGGACAGAGUGGAUUCAAUUCUGCUCACCCACAUUGGAGAUGACAACCUGCCAGGGAUUAAUAGCAUGUUGCAACGGAAAAUAGCUGAAUUAGAAGAGGAACAGUCUCAAGGCUCCACUACCAACAGUGACUGGAUGAAAAAUCUAAUUUCACCUGAUUUAGGAGUUGUAUUCCUUAAUGCCCCUGAAAGCCUAGGAAACCCCGAUCCUAAUUUUCAGUUAAAAAGAAGUGUAGAGGAGGCUUGCUUUACCCUGCAGUACUUAAAUAAGCUGUCUGUGAAACCAGAGCCUCUUUUUAGAAAUGUGGCAAACAGCACUGAGCCUAUUAUCCUUUUUCAGAAAAUGGGAGUAGGUAAGCUUGAGAUGUAUGUGCUCAACCCAGUCAAAAGCAGCAAAGAGAUGCAAUAUUUUAUGCAUCAGUGGACGGGUACAAGCAAAGAUAAAGCUGAGCUGGUGCUACCAAAUGGUCAGGAGGUAGACAUCCCAGUUUCCUAUUUGACUUCCAUCUCAUCCUUGAUUGUAUGGCAUCCUGCAAACCCUGCUGAAAAAAUAAUCAGAGUUCUUUUCCCAGGAAACAGUACCCAAUAUAGCAUAUUAGAUGGACUAGAAAAACUCAAACAUUUAGACUUUCUUAAGCAACCAACAGUUACACAGAAAGACCUAACGGGUAACAUGGUGAGCCCAGCAGUAAAACAAACUAAACUGAAGCAGCGAGCAGAGAGUAAGGAAAGUCUUAAGCCUGCUGCAAAAUCCCUGUCUAGCAAGACAGUCAGAAAAGAAUCGAGAGAGGAGGCGUCUGACACAGGGAAGACUAGCCCACCUGAAAAGACUCAAAGGGUAGAAAGUAAAGAAAAAACAACCACAAAAAAGGACAAACCAGCAAAAGCUGAGACUAGGCUUUCUGUGACAGAAAAGGAUCUGACAGCUAAGGAACAGCAGCUGUCAAAAUCUGAAACAAUUGAAAAACAAGCAGCAGAUGUCAAACCAAAAGUAGUAAAGGAGAAGCAUGUGAGAAAGGAAGUGAAAGUAAAAUCUGAGGAAAAGCAAGAGGAGAAAGAAAAGCCAAAGAAAGAGGUGUCUAAGAGAGAAGAAAGGAUAGUGGCUAAGAAAGAGGAAAAGCCUAAAAAGGAAGAUACCAAGAAAGAUGUGAAGAAAGAAUCUAAAAAAGAAUCAAAGAAAGAAGCUCCCCCAAAAGAAUCUAAAAAAGAAGAGAAAAAGGAGAGCAAAAAAGAAGAAAAGAAGGAGCCCAAAAAGCUUCUCAAAGAAACAAAGAAAACAUCUGCCUCUCUGCCGGAGUCGAAAAAGACUACAACAAAGCCAAAGCCACAAAAGAAGGAAGAGUCUGUCAGAAAAGAAAGUGGGCUUGUUGGGAAACCAAAAGAAAAAGUUAAAAGCAAGACAGCAAAGAAAGAGAUCAAGGUUGCCGAAACGCCUGCUGCAGUGGCUGCUUUGGGAGCUGUCGCUGCAACCGUAGCAGCUGUAGGUGUUGCAGCUGCUGGAAAAGAACUCGAAGCGGAGAGGUCCCUUAUGUCUUCACCAGAAGAUUUAACCAGAGACUUUGAAGAACUAAAAGCUGAAGAAGUUGAAGUAGUAAAGGAAACAAAGCCUCAAGUAGAGAUAAUAGAAAAAGAAGGCAAGUUAACUGAUAUAGAACAAAAGGAUUAUGAAGUUCAGAAAGAAAAAACAGAAGGGCCUGCUGAUUCUCCUGAUGAAGGCAUAACUACCACUGAACCUGAGGGUGAAUGUGAACAAACUCCUGAAGAGCUGGAGCCUGUAGAAAAGGACAGGGUUGAUGACAAUGAAAAGUUUGAGGAUGAAGGAACAGGUCUUGAGGAAUCUUCUGAGGCAGGGGACUAUGAAGAAAAGGCUGAGACAGAGGAAGCCGAAGAACAAGUUGUCAAUGAGGAAGAAGAGGCACCACUAGGCCUCAGAAAACAAGACCUGAAGGAUAAAAUAGAAACUGGGGAGACUGACAAAGAAAUGGCUGGAGCAUUUGAGCAUGAAAAAGCUAAAGAUUUGAGAUAUGAUGAAAAAGCAGAAUUUAGAGCAGAGGGUGAAGAGCGAGAUGAAGAACAUGUAGAUGAAAUGGUUGAAAAGGCAGAAACAGAAGAGAAUGAGGAGGAAGACAAAACUGAGGAUGUCAGAGAUGAAGAUGAAACUGAAAAAAUAGAAGCUGAAGAGGAUUAUGUUAUGGCUGUGGUGGACAAAGCAGCAGAAGCUGGUGAGAUUGAUGAUAAAUAUGGCAUGCACCUAACCACUCCAGCUAAGUACUCAGAACCUCCAUCUCCUGCUAAAGAACCAGCAUCUUCAAUCCAUGAUGAAACGCUACCUGGUGGUUCAGAAAGUGAAGCAACUGUUUCAGAUGAAGAAAACAGAGAAGACCAGCCUGAGGAAUUCACUGCUACUUCAGGUUAUACCCAGUCCACCAUUGAAAUAUCCAGUGAGCCAACUCCAAUGGAUGAAAUGUCAACUCCAAGGGAUGUGAUGAGUGAUGAGACUAAUAAUGAGGAAAGUGACUCCCCUUCCCAAGAAUAUGUUAACAUUACCAAGUAUGAAUCAACACUGUACUCUCAAGAAGUUACUAGGACUAAACUUUCUCCCCUUCCUGAUGCUUUCAAUGGGCUAUCUGAAGGAUCUAAAACAGAUGCUACUGAGGGAAAAGACUAUAAUGUUUCAGCUUCUACAAUUUCACCGUCUUCUUCCUUAGAGGAAGACAAAUUUGGCAAAUCUUCCUUCCAAGAUCUGUACCGCCAACGAGAAAGUGAAGUCAAGAGUACUAGUAAACUAGAAAUUUCAGAAGCUUUGGAUGACAAGCAUAGCCCAACUAGGAGUCUAGAUGAAAGUCCAACCCCUCUGUCACCUGUUGCUAAAACACCUCUAAGUGAACGUAGUGUGAACUUUUCACUGACUCCCAAUGAGAUUAAAGUGACAUCAGAACCUGCAGCUCUCACAGCACUCUCUGAAAAACAUGAAACCCAUGAAGAGCACUGCCCCAGCCCCGAUGAUAAAACAUUAGAAGUGGUGUCCCCUUCACAAUCAGCUGCUGGUAGUGCUGGACACACACCAUAUUAUCAAUCUCCCACAGAUGAAAAAUCAAGUCAACUUCCUUCUGAAACUACUGGAAAAGCAGAUGCUUCAUUCAGCUUCGAAGUUAGUGAUACCAAAGAUAAUAUUACAAAACACAGACUAAGCCCAAUGGAUGAACCAGUGCCUGACUCUGAAUUGCCUUCUGAAAAAGUGCUCUCACCUUUACGAAGUCCCCCACUGAUUGGUUCAGAGUCUUCCUCUUAUACAUUUUUGAGUGGUGAUGUAAUAUCUUCUGCUAGGGAUACUGACAGUCCCUUUGAAAAGAAGAGUGAAAGAGAUGGUUCUCCUUCACAGAAGAGCCCAGUUUCUGAUGUUGCUUCUACAAACCUUUUCCAAGAACAGCAAGUUGAAAACGAUGUACAGCUUUCACCAACAAAACUGGACUUUGUCCUAGAAAAGAAAAGGGAUGACUUAGAAACUUCAGAAACUCAGCCUUCAUUGGUUUUGGAUGAAAGGAAGCUAGGAGAGGUUUCUCCUACACAGGUAGAUAUUAGUCAUUUUAGUUGUUUCAAAGAAGACACCAAGAUGUCAAUCUCUGAAGGUACAGUCUCUGAUAAAUCUGCAACACCUGUUGAUGAAGUUGUAGCAGAAGACACUUAUUCACAUAUUGAAGGAGUUGCCUCUGUUUCCACAGCAUCUGUUGCUACUAGUUCAUUCCCAGAACCAACCACUGAUGAUGUAUCUCCUUCACUGCAUGCUGAAGUUGGAUCCCCACAUUCUACUGAAGUAGACGAUUCUCUUUCUGUAUCUGUUGUUCAGACACCAACAACAUUUCAGGAAACAGAAAUGUCUCCAUCUAAAGAGGAGUGCCCAAGACCUAUGUCCAUUUCUCCCCCAGAUUUCUCCCCUAAAACAGCAAAAUCAAGGACACCAGUUCAAGAUCACAGGUCUCCUGAGCAAUCAACUAUGUCAGUAGAAUUUGGGCAAGAUUCUCCUGAGCAGUCUUUGGCAAUGGACUUCAGCAGACAGUCUCCUGAGCAUCCAAUAGUAGGUGCUGCUAUGCACCAUAUAUCUGAAAAUGGUCCAACUGAAGUCGAUUAUAGCCCUACAGACAUGCAGGAGCACUCUUUUGCAAAUAAAAUAUCACCAGUGGAACAAGCAUGUUUUGGCAAUGAUAAGGAUAUUUCUGAGAUUAUUUCAGUAUCUCAGAUAGAAGCUUCACCCUCUUCCUCCUCUGCUCAUACACCAUCACAGGCAAGUUCUCCACUACAAGAAGAAACUAUAUCAGGUGUCACUCAGCCUAGUGAUAUGCCCUUACAUUCUGCAUUUCCAUCAGAAAAAGUGAACAGCCUUGGAGAAAAACUUUCACCAAAAUCUGAUUUAUCUCCACUAACACCACGGGAAUCUUCUCCUCUAUACUCACCUGGUUUUUCAGAUUCACCUCCUGUGAUGAAAACAACUACUGCCGCUUGCCACUCACCUCCAUUAUCAUUGCACAUGUCCCCCGACAAAUCAUUUGGUUAUCAUACCUCAAUAGUUGAAGACCCUUUAACAAAACAUAGCCAAGAGCUCUUAGCCUUUACGGACCAGGAAGACAUUCAGGAAACAACCAGAUCGCCUGAAGCUCUUAAAUAUUCUUAUAAUGGAACUGGAAAAACUACCAGAUCACCUGAGGCUGUUAGUUAUUCCUAUGACAAAACAGAGCACACCACUGGAUCCCCUGAAGCUCUUGAUUAUUCCUAUGUUGCGACAGGGAAAACCACCAGAUCACCUGAGGCGGAUAGUUACUCCUAUGAAACAACAGAGAAAGUCACCAAGUCACCAGAAGCCUUUGAUUACUCCUAUGAAAAAUCCACCAGAUCAUCUGAGUCUGUCAGCUACUCUUAUGAGACCACUGGAAAAACACACAUAUCUCCUGAGGCAGUCAGCUUUUCUUAUGAGACCCCUGGGAAAACUAGCAAGUCAUCUGAGACUGUCAGUUACUCUUAUGAAGUGAGUGGGAAAGCUAUGAGAUCCCCGGACACUGCUAGCUACCACCAUGAGGCUGAUAAGUACUUUGUUUCAGAAAAACCAGAAACCCGUCAAGAUGUUGAUUUGUGCCUCGUUACAUCUUGCGAAUACAAGCAUCCCAAAACAGAACUUUCUCCCUCCUUUAUCAACCCUAACCCCUUGGAAUGGUUUGCUAGUGAAGAACAGUCUCAAGAGCAAGAGAAGCCGUUGACUCAGUCUGGAGGAGCACAGCCUCCUUCAGGGGGGAAACAGCAGGCACGCCUGUGUGGAGAAACUCCCCCAACCUCCGUCAGCGAAUCUGCCCCAUCACAGACGGAUUCAGACGUGCCGCCCGAAACAGAAGAGUGUCCUUCUAUUACAGCAGAUGCUAACAUUGACUCGGAAGAUGAAUCUGAAACUAUUCCAACAGAUAAAACCAUUACAUAUGAACACAUUGACCCUCCGCCAGUCCCCAUGCAAGAUCGCAGUCCAUCGCCUAGACACCCUGACGUCUCCAUGGUAGACCCAGAAGCCUUGCCUAUCGAUCAGAACUUAGGCAAACCAUUGAGGAAGGAUCUAAAAGAAAAGACAAAGACGAAAAAGCAGGGCACUAAGACCAAGUCUUCCUCUCCUUCCAAGAAGAGCGAUGGCAAAUCAAAACAGGUGGCUUCACCAAAGCCUGCUGGCUUGAAGGAUUCGCUGGAUAAAGUUUCCAGAACAGCUUCUCCAAAGAAGAAGGAGUCCGUGGAGAAAGCUGCCAAAAAUGUCUCUACUCCAGAGAUAAAAUCUUCCCGUAAUGAGGAGAAAGAUAAGGAGACAAAGAAUGCAGCCAACUCUACAACAUCGAAGUCGGCAAAGACCGCAACUGCAGGUAAGAAGAAAUGGCAAGGUUAAUUCCAAAGAGCAGGGGAGGGGGAGUCUCCAGCCCUUGGGCCAUACAUUGGGCAGCCAGCCCCGCCCAUCUGCCCCACACCUGACGUCAUGUGCAGGCAGACAUGUGGCUGCUAAGUGCAAAAUCAGGAGCCUCAAAGUGCACUCCUAAUUGUGUGCUUUCAAGCAGAAAGCAUGCUUUGGCUCUGCUUCUCAUCUGCUAAUGGCUCGUCUGUGCUAGCGCGAUCCCUGUGGGGAACUCUGACACAGUUGAUGGCUGCAGGCAGCAGACUUCAGCUCUUCUUCCCAUCAGCCACUGGUAAAGCCUCAGAUACUUCAAAGCAUGACACGGGGCUCUUUGCAAGCCCGGCAUCGUGCUUUGAAGCCUCAACUUCAGAACACCCAAUCAUUUGUUUUCACUGUGACUGACAGGUGGGCAGCCCCACCUGUCAAAUAUGGCCUUGCAAAGCUAGGAGCAGAGAAGGAUCUGGCCAGAAGGAUCUAGUCCUACCCUAGAUGCAGCACUUGUUUGCUUCAGCUACAGAUUCAACCUAUGUUGUGAAACGAUCAUCUAAAGAGAACGUAGCUAUGAUAGCGGGCCAGUUUGCACAUAAUGCUAAGGCAAACUAAGGCAAACUGCAAUCAUGAGGCAUCCUGGAGCAAAAAUCAUGGCUUUUUCCCUUCUCUCCCAGUCCUGCUGCUGCCAUGCUACCCAGAGCAUGGCAUGACUUGGCUUAGCAAUAUGUGUGAACAUAUGUGUUCAUGGUUUCAUCCACUCCGAACAAACUACAAGUUGUAGCCAAGAUUGGCUCUUUGCUUACCAUUCGUGACUUAUUUUGCAGAUACAUAGCAUGAGCUCAGAUUUGCAUGUAAUGCUAAGUGAAACCAUGGGCUGAUUUUGGGUAUUGAAGCAGCAGGGAAGAGCAAAGUGGCUGUUAUUUUACCUCUGGGCCCAGACAUGCUUGAUUGUUCACAGUUAUCUAUGGUUUGGCUUAAUUUUAAGUAUGAAUUCUGUUGCCUGUUUUUUGUACCUAUGCUUAUACAUUGGUUAUUAAAAACAAUCAUUUCACAUAUGCAACCAUAAACCUACAUAAGUUCCUGCUUUUGCUUUCCAUAAUUUUGAUGCCAUCCAUUGUACAGUUUAACAGUAUUUUGAUCAAACGUUAAUUAUUCAUGGAUAUUUGUUUAUCCAUUUGUUAUUGAAGAAUGACUGAGAAUAGAUCCAGAUUUGACAUGGCAGAAAUGCUUGCUAUGGAUAUUUUAUAUUAUUAUUAUUAUUACUUAUUUACUUACUGUGUAAUGCCAUAGAGUUUGGACAAUGUGCUGCUACAUUUAACAUCUGUGUAGGCUCCUAUGUCUGCAAAUUACACCCACCUCUGUGAAAAGGGAAUUAUAUUAUAGCCGCUUUUAUAUUCCCCUUUAUAGUAAAUGGGUAGGGGCAUAGCUUUUUUCCGAUUGUUUUAAUUCAGUCCUGAAUAACAGGUUGGACUGGGAAGACACACAGUGGCUCAAAAGCAGACAGGGCUGCUUCCCAAAAUAGUGAUAGAAGUUGAAUGUUGUUGUCAAUGCACAUACAGGUGUUUGAAGCUAAAGGUAUGUUACUCACACCUUAGGCAGUAAAAAUGCUGCUGCUAUGGUUUACAUUGUGCUAGUAAAAUCUGUUCCAGAAAGAAGGAAAGGCUUAGAUACCAUGUACAUUAUUGUUACUUUGGAAAGAAUAAGGGUCCAGUUAGCAGGUAAAAGGUUUCUGAGAAUGCCUUGACCUAUAACAUCCUUCAUUGUAGAAAUGAAACACUGUGUACAUUUUAGGCAGCCAAGCAACUGGCUACAAGAAAAGGUCCAGAGGUGCCCAUCAAAGAGUUUGGUAUUGUAUUGAUUGCUAGAAGAACUAUAGUGAAAAGUGAGGAAGGUGGAAUAUGUAUAAGAGCUAUUUCUUGUUUACAGAGUGAAGCCUAUGGGCAGAUCUUCCUGAAUUUUCAUGAAUGCCUUGAACAGUAGAAAUAGCAAAAAGAUGGGUGCAUGCAAGCAUACACAUAGAUGUAAUCCAUGUUCAUCAUGCACUCCCCUGGUGCCUUAGCUCAUAUUUUCUGAAAGAACUGUGAGCAUUAGAAGCUGCUAAUUGUCAGCCUUUUAAAAAACCAAACCAAACCAGAAUGGCUUUCCCAUUUUGCCUUUGGUAUCCUGCCUUUUUUGCAGAACUAGCACUGCAGUUAGCAUGUGCUAUUGCUUCUGUAUAUCCUAUCUCUAUUAGCCUUGUAUUACCAGUUUCUUUUUCAUGAAUGGAAGAAGUACAAUGGUAGCACAGUACUGUGGUAGCACAAUACCCAGCCAGUUCUAGCUUCAUUUUGCAUAUUCUCCUAUGCUGUAUUUGAUUAGCAUCCACUGUGAUACUGAAUCUCCUAGUAUUUCUACUUCUUUAUAUAGGAAGCCAUAUACUGAUUCCCAUUCCCCUUCUUGCUUAAUUUUUGGGGAGUGUUGUUGUGCAAUAGGAGCAUUAAACAACAACAAAGAUGAAUAACAUGAGAAAUUGCAUAAUGUUGAAUUGUGGCUGGUGAGAAUGAGUACUUGACCUCACAAACUUGGAAGGUGCUGAACGUAAACACAACCUACAUCUUUUGAACAAGUUGAGCAACUGAUCUCCUGAUUUCUUCCUGGCCCCUUUCCCAAAAGUUCUUUUUAGAAAAAUCUUACUUUCAGUUCUUAAACGCAGUUGCAUUGCUGCUCUUAUAUAUCUUGCAAGGUGCUACUGUUCUGCCAUGGUUUUGCUUAGAGCUCUCAUCCUAAUGGUCUGGGUCAACCUUUUCCUGGUUCCAACAUCUGAGUGACCUUUGAGCUGGCAUUUGGGACAGUAGUUCUUCCAACUUGAAAACUGUAUAGUAGAAGGACCUCCUUCAGGAAUUUCCCAAAAAUUUUGAUGUUCCUUAAAUUCUGUUGAAGAAUCCUAUUUUUUUGAAUGACAAUUUAAUAAUCACAGUUUCUGCAUGACAAUUCUUGAAUUAACCAAUCCUAUUACAUGAUACAAAGUACCUGAUGAUGAGGGUUUAAAACAAAACUAUAUAAGAACUGAUCAGGUAUAUUUUCCCCUCUUGUUCUCCUCACUAAGCAGUCUUUGAUUCUUUAACUGUCAUAUUUUAGCAAAUCUUUUAAGAGUCAGUAGUAUUCAUUGGGGAAUAUGUGUUCCACAGUCAAAGUGUGACAAGCUAGUUCUGUCCAACUUUAAAUUACAUGUUUUCUAAGGUCACAUUUUCUCAUCAAUAACUCAGACAAGACCCUUGUGUGUGUUUGUGUGCUUUUUUUAUUAAGGACCUGGAAAUGUAAAACAAACAAAAUCUAUAGCUGUGCCUCCAGGACCUCCUGUGUAUUUGGAUCUGGUCUAUAUUCCCAACCACAGCAACAGCAAGAAUGUCGAUGUAGAGUUUUUCAAGAGGGUGAGGUCAUCCUACUACGUGGUGAGUGGGAAUGAUCCUGCUGCUGAAGAACCGAGCAGGGCUGUCCUGGAUUCUCUGCUGGAGGGCAAGGCUCAGUGGGGAAGCAACAUGCAGGUAGGCUCUCCAGUAUUUGUGAAUUAAAAUCUGAAGAGAUAAAAAAGUGACAAGGAACUUUGAGAAAUCUCCUAAACCAAGAUGCUGAGAGGUGCCUCAUAUUUGAUAACAAGUUUCUUCAAGCUUUUUCUGGUCACAGUGACCAUCUUGCAUGCCAUGGUAAAACCAGAAUGCAUGGUUUAUCAUUACUAUAAAGAUCACUCCCAUGGAAAAACAAGCACGGACUUAGCAUUGUUUCUGAGUCAGGAAUCAUAGUUUAUUUCUCCCAAACAAACCAUGGUUGGCAAAACAAGAACAAACCUUGGCUUCACAUGGCAAUUCAAUUGGAGGAAAACAAAGCAGUCUUUAGUUGAGUUGUCAGGACUUCUGCUUUGCUGCUCCGACCCUGCUAGGAGAGGAUCAAGUUAGCAAUUGUCUGUGUGUUCACUGUAAAUCAAUAAUUAUGGUUUACCAUGGCAUGUGAAUACAGCCAGUGGGGAGGAAAGUGUUCUCAUAAGCUCACGAUUUAAAACAACAACUAGAGCUAUAUUGAAAAUUGUUUUUUCUCUUAAUCUUCCACAGUUUGUGUUAAUUACUAAUCAUACGUUUUAACUGACUAUUUGCAUAUUACCAAAACCUUACUGUAGGUGCCUUUUUCAGACUUUGAAUGAUGUUUAAGUGCAGAACUAGACGCAAUGUGGUAGUCCCAUGUCUUCAAAUGCAAGGCAUACCCAAUUUUGUGUGUCUACUAUAUAUUUUAAUGGUUUCAUGUUCUAUAUCCAAGAUUUUGAGUUUGGCUUAAGUACAUCUUUAAACAUUGUGCUCAAUGCUUGGAAACUGGUUUUCUGUGAGCCAUUUUGGGGUAACAUUUCAAUAACCCAACAGCAUGGUCAAGCUUUCUCAACUGGAUUAAUAGGCCUCUGCCAUGAGUGUGUCCUUCUAUAUUAUUUUAUUUUUAGUUCAUUUGCUGUUAUUUUCUGCUUUAACUAUUUUUACUGUGUUGUGUAGAUUGCCUCAAGACACACAUGCAGAAGGUAAUUAAUUAACAAUUAUAAUGGACCGAGGCCAGUUAUGGAGAAGCAGCUCUUCCGUGGAUGGGGCUAAAGAUGCCCUCAGCCAUACAAAAAUGUGAUAGUGUUGCACAUCAUGUGUUCAGUAUUUUGAAAAAUGUGGAUAUGUAGGACGUAGUGCCUAAAAUGUCAGAGGCUCCCAUUUCACAAUUGUAGAGGUUGAAGUUCUAUACUGUACCCCUAGUAGUCUCUGUCUUGUUUACAUAAGGACCAUAUGCCUUGAGAUAGAGUUUAGAUUUCUCAACAUCUCAAAAUCCACGUCUUCUGAUAAAUGUUUUUGUUGCACCUAGUUGCUACUGGUGUUAGCCACAGAAGUAUUCUUUCAAAAUGGGGGCCAGUAUUCUCAAGACUUGCUCACACAUUAAUACCGCCUUCUGUUUGAUCUUAAUGUGUCCUCUGUUCUCGUAUUCUUGUAUUGCAGGUGACCUUAAUCCCUACCCAUGAUUCGGAGGUGAUGAGGGAAUGGUAUCAAGAGACCCACGAGAAACAACAGGACCUUAACAUCAUGGUACUGGCGAGCAGCAGCACUGUUGUUAUGCAAGAUGAAUCUUUCCCUGCAUGCAAGAUUGAACUGUAGAAAAAGAAAAAGAAAAAAAGCAAUGCAUCACAACCUUAAACUUUGUUUCCAGACAUUCUUCAAUUUGAAAACACCUUUUCUAAUGUAACCCAUCUAAUUCAGCUGCCGAACUAUAUAUAUAUAUACCUGCCAAAUGCUAUACUGUAUCACAGUGAUGCAAGUCACUAAUCUUUUUUUUCCAGUCUUUUGCUGAUUGCUAAGGGAAAUAACAGUAUUCCCACCAUAGGGUUCAAAUUACUGCAAAACCUGCAGAUUCUGGUUCAUCUCCGCUGAACAGCUGGAAACCAUGCACUAGCAAACACUGCUGACUUCUGCCAGGUAUGGGGGCGUUUGCCCUUGAGAGAAAGACAGGGAGAGAAAGCGAGAGAGAGGAGUAGAGGAGAAUAAAAUCAUUAGUUUUGCAUUACUCUCAAAGCAAUCAAUAUAUUGCUUCCUGCAGUCUGCCAUCACAUAAAAAAGAAAGAUGUAGGUUUGCAUUAGUCUGAAUUACUGCAAGAGCGGGCGUUUUUAAUUUAGUGACAAAAUUAGCUAGAAAAUUACGUGAAACCGAAUGUGGCUUUGAAGGGACGUAAGAUACAAAACACUCACUUGCUGUUGGCAACUUCACUUUGAACAUGUCAUAUUCGCGUCACAGAACUCUCCUAGGCAAUAUAUGCAAGUAGUUUGAACCCCAUUCGGUUUAACAUGCAAACAUGUUGGUCUAAGGCAUGCUCCCAGUGAAAAAUACAUCUAGUCUACUCUUAAAUUCGACAAACUUGCAUGCUGAAACACCCAAGUCACACUCAAGUUUACUGAAGCAACAUACCAAAGCAGUUGGGAGUACCUAUGGUAGACAAUUUGCCUUAGAAUGUGACUUGAAUGUACAAAGAUACUUGAUGCACUUAUUUUUUAAAUGCAAGAUAGCAAGUUUAUAAAACAUCUGUGUAGGAUUAUAGUUACACCAGUACAGAAGUAUGCGUGUGCAUGUGUGCUACUGGAAACCUCUCUGAUUGGUCAAACAGCUUGGUGCUAUGAAUUAUGCAUGUAAGUUGAGCACUUCAUUUGUGCACCUGAACAGCAAGCCUUUUAUUUUAUUUUUUUGAAAGUCUGCUUUUUCUCCUCCUCCCCCUUUUCCCUUGUGAAAGAAAGGGUGCCCGGUACCAGAAAUUAACACAUAGAGAAUGUUGCAAAAGGUUCUCUGCACUCUGUACAGUCUUUUGGAGCCUUGUCUCACCUUAUUUUGACAGUUAAUUUAAGAGUGAAUAUGGGAACAAAUGUACAGAUUUGAUUUUUUUUUUUAGCUAGGUGCGAACUUUUAAUAGAUGAAUUUUUAAACAGAAGUUUUGUUUACAGGAAAAUUGCAAAGAAAAAAAAAUCAGGUGAAGGGAUUUUUUUUUUUAAGUAGUUUUGUAAGACAAGUGCGUAAUGUUAUUUUGAGGUUCUGGUGAGAAUGAAGUACUGUAUUUAUUUAACAUAACUGCCGAUAAUAAUUUUGCAGGCAGCACACUAAAAAAUGCUAUUAUGUGUCAGUGAUUAAAGAACCCAAGAACUAAAAUGCAGGCUGGCUUCCUUUUAGCCAGGAGACUGCCUAGGUUCUGGGCUGGCCCAAGGGCACAAGCAACCCAACACUUGCUUGUGGCAAUGUUUUUUUGGAGGCGGGAUGUAUCAACGAAAGCAGCUUUUGAUUGGCAGUUGCACCGUGGCAUUCUUUGGGGUUCUGCUGCAAUGCACUUCUCCACCUGUUCAGGGCUACUAGUUGGGGCAGCAGAAGAACUGGCUCUACCUACUGUAGGUUUUCCUUUCUCCUGGUACCUGUCUUAAAAUUAGCUCAAGCAAGUUCGUGCUCCCCGUAUUUACAGAUCCCUUCCAAAAGAAAAACUAGGAUUGUGUGAAUGUUGCAAUUCUGUGAAGGGUGCAGAAAAGCUGAUUACAGAAUUCAGCUUUCUGAGAAUUUCAGCGCUCUUCCUCUCUUUUUAACCCUUAUGGUUACAGGGAGGACUCAGAGGAGUGGCUGGCGGGAAUCUCAGUACCCUGUGGAGCCUUUUGCAUUUUCCCAAGAUUAGCAGUCAUAAAAUUAAUUAUGCAACAUAAGAGAAGUCAUGCAAAUGUGCAUAAUUUAUGCAUCUUGCAGAAUUAAGCUUCAGUUGUCACAGAAUUUGUGUUACCUUGGGGCAGAAGUUUUGAUUUUUUUAAAAAGCCAACUAUCACGCACAGCUUGAGGGAAGGCUACUCAUUAUUAAGGCAGUUGUCAAACGGUUAGGGCAUCACAGAACCUGUGGUAGUACCUGAAGCUUCAUGGAAAUCUUACUGGUGCUGGUAGAAUAUCUUGAGGACUGGGUCGCAGUUAUCACUGCAUAUAACAAUAUCCAUUACGCUUUAUUUUGUGGUUUUGUAAGGAAUUUAUAUGACCGCCGUAAUAGGAAUUUGCUUUGUUCUGUGCCAAUUGUUUUUUUGCCGAAGGCUUUGAUUCCCUAAAUAGUGGAUUUUAUAUCGUUUUAUUUUCUAUUAUAAUUUAUUUCAAUGGUUAACAUUGUUUAUUUUUAUUUUAUAGAUGUGUAUUUGCACUGCUAAUUUUUAAAAAUUAUUUUUCAUACUACUACUACCCCCCAUUUAAUUUGGGCUGUGUUAGCCCAGUUAAUGCUGUGAAAUAUUGUUUGUUAAAUGUUUUGUGCAUUUUUUUUUAAAAAAAGUUCUAAUAUUUUAUUUUUGUUUGACUUUUGUAGCGAUGCUACUUUAUUUAUUCUUUCACCCAGGUCAUUCAAAAGCUUGUGUUCUUGUGGUCUCUUUGCUUUUAUUGGAAUAAUGUACAUGGAAGCAACUAGUAGUAGUUUGGGACUCGCGUCCUUAAAAAUUCCAUAUGAUUGUGGUACGAAAGACAAAGGGAAAUGUACUGUGGAAAGAGGCAGAAUUUCUAAGUUAAGUGUAUGUACAAUGCUUCUUUCCUAAUGUGAACAGCUCAAACCUAAAGAGGAAGUUGCACCACAGCACAGAGUGGUUUGUACCAGUAUAGUUAAAACAGAAUCCUGAAGUGGGGGAAGUUAGUUCUGCUACCUGUAAUUUGAAACUGCUGGCAUCAUGAAGCUGAAAUGCUACAUAGCUGAUGAGCCCUGGGUACUCCUGCCUGCCCCUUUUGCAGCUCAACACUAGCUUUUCGUAGCCCAGCUACACAGCAUCUCUGAUGUGGUGCAUCUUGGGCAGUGCCCUCGUCCACACUGGAUGAGUUAGCACAAUACCAUCAACAGCACAUUAAGUGUGCCGAUGCGCUGGCCACAGCUGUUACUGCACCACAUCCUGAGCUUGCCUUGUUAGCAAAGGGUCAAGGAGGAUUGGCCUUUUACAGUCUUAAUCCCGUUAUGGAUCGAGCAGCAAGUCUUGCUGAGUGCAGUGGGGCUUAUUCCCAAGUAGGUCUCCAGGGGUCUUCAGCUUUGGUUCUACCAAGUUACUAACACAAUAUUCCAUUUAUCAAUGAACUGUGCAGAAAUGAUUUGUUUUGUGACCUGCCCCCCACUUUAUAUGUAAGCAGAAAUUAAAUCAUUUUUAGUGGGAGUAUAUUUUAUAAACAUAUUGCAAAUAAAUAAACAGAAGAAUGCCGUUAACAGCAAGCGAGUAUGUGAAAGUAGCCACUUGGCCUGUUUCCAAACAAGCUGCUUCUUUUAAUUAAAAAAUGAAGACUUUCUUUUAGUUCAGCCCUAAAUAGCAAUAUUAAAUGAAUAUGUACAAAAGAGAAGCUGCCAUCUUCACAAAAGAGAAGUGGCAGUCUUUCUAGUCAUAUGCACACCAGCAGUCCCAUAGAUUAGUUGAAAUCAGCAUAGCAGUGCAGUCCUAUGUAUGCCUAACUCAGAAGUAAUCCCCACUCAGUUCAAGGGGGGCUUAUUCCCACAUAGGUGCAUGUAGGAUUGCAGCCUCAAUGGGGUUCAAAUCCGGCCUUAACAUUCCUUCACUCUAAGAACAUCCUCAAUCGUUCUCAUACAUAUUUUGUUGUAGGAACAAAAAUUUAAUCAGGUAUUUACGUUGGGUGCACUACUUCUUCUUUUUAAUGCCUCAGAAAUGUUUGAUAGCCCCAUUCAGCUCUUGGAUAUCAGCAAACAUUUUCCUGUAUAUAAAAAAAUGAUGCUCUGUAUGGCUUCAUCUCAAAGAUCUCAGUUGCGCAGAAGCCAUGUCCCUGAUCAACCUGCACACAGAAACAUGCGCCCAGGUCUGCAACCCAAUGUGCUUCUUGAGAACUGGCUCUUAGGGGUGUGAGAACCCUCAGGAACAUCUUUUCAAGGAUACAGGGCGAUGGAAAGUGUAUGAGAUGGAUACCCAUCCCCCCCCACCAUGAAGGGGAGUGCCUUCCUCUUGUGCAACAAUUUAUUGGAUAGCCUGAGCUAUCCGUUUCAGGAUUCUGAAUAAGAUUGCAAAAGUGGGGUAUAAAUUUUCUAAACAAAUCUGCUUUUUACGCACACACAAGUUUUCAAUGGCAGCCAAUUUUGGCGGUGUUGUUUUUUUAUUAAAAAGAAAAACUCCUCUUGACCAAAUUAAUGCCUUUCUUGCCCGUGCAACUAACCUGAUUGUGUUAGUUACAGCCAUACACAAUUAGCUUAUUGACAGUCAACCAGGAAAUGCCAUGGAUACUGAUUCUGAGCUCUGCUGCUCAGCACAGAUUACUAGAAGCAUGGUUCAAUAUUGAUUAGCCUAAUUUUAAUGUGUCAAUAUUUGAGUGCUGAUAGCACUCUAGAAAAUGAUGGUAUUGCCCAUUGGUAACAUUCCCCUAAUCGUAGCCUUUAUGAUAGUACUAUUCCAUUGAAUGAAAUUCAGUGACUGUUUAGGCGAGAUCACAGUCCAUUUCCCAACUUGACAGUGCAGUCCUAUACAUGUCUACCCAGAAGUUAAUCCCCAGAGUUUGGUGGGAUUUACUCCUAGGUAAUUGUGCAUAAGAUUGUAGCCUAAAAUGGAUCUUCUUUUGCAUGCCUUUUCAUCUUCAUAUGGUGGGUCUGGUUACAACAAUUCCUACCUUUUUGAUUCCAUUCCCAUUCUUCGUCUCUUUGAGUUAUUUUUAACUUCUCAUACUGUGGUGAAUGGAUCCAAAUGUGUAUAUGAAUGUAUUUAGCUGUCUUCAAUAGCUUAAGCAGUUUAGGAACCUAAAAACACUGAACUGAGAAAAUAAAUUUGCUGGGGAAAAUUCCAAGUCUCCCUGCCCCAACGCUUCCUGCUCCAAGGAGACGCUCUGCAUUAUAAAUUUUAUGUCCUAGGCCUCUUCUUUGUCCAUAUGUAACCAGAAGUUCUUGCUCAGAGGAAAAUAGUAGUUUUUGUGGUCUGGCAUUAUUAAGCAAUGGGGGGGGGAAUGCAAUCUUUACACUUACAGAACAAAAAGAGAGUUUCUGUAAGUGAUAAUAUUCUCACUGAAUAGUUGACAAACCACCCCAAAAACAAAACAACAAAAAACCAGUCCAGGAACAAGCAGUUUUUCAAAAUGCAUUUGCAAAUUGCAUUAUUUGCCUUGUUAAAGAUGCUUGCUAUUUUAAAAGAAGAAAGUUCGCUGUGAUUAUAACAAAAUAAAGCAAGAAAAAUGCAGCAUCUAAACCUUGAACAUUUAUGGGGGGGAGGGAAUGCUUCUCUGCACUGAAUUAGCUUUAGGAGCCUCCAUUCUAUUCAUACAAGACUGGGCUGUACUCACAUUGGUAAAAGCGCAAUUCUGAAGUUCCAGGAUGCUUUCACAUGUUUGCAUGCAGCCAUUUAUUCUUCCAAACCAUGGCGAGAAAGUCUUGUUGCUGGCUGAGAAGCUCCUCACACACUCCUCUCUCUCUUGUUCCGAAUGGUCUUGUUUGUGUCGGUCUGCAGCUGUGUAUGGUUUUAUGUCUUAUAAUCCUUCAUCACCUCUAUUCUAUCCAGUCAUAUCUAAUGUAGAAAAUUAGUUUCCAGUGAAAGUAAUAUGUAGUGCUUUUAUGAUAUUUGUGUGCAAUAUCCCCUCUUCUGUUGAGGAUAUUUGAUGUAAAGGAAACAAGCUCAGUUCCACAAUAAAAUACAAAAAUAGUUAUAA